Molecule: messenger RNA, 61136 nt
Organism: Pelobates cultripes (western spadefoot toad)
Lineage: Eukaryota; Metazoa; Chordata; Amphibia; Anura; Pelobatidae
Source: the annotation of a GenBank genome assembly
CAGUGUUUUUAAGCAGCAGAUAAUCGUAUCUGUUAACUUGAAGCAUCACUAAAGACUACAGCAAUGGAUGCAACACUUUACACUGCGAUAUGUGUAGUUCUGACUUUGGCUGUUCUAUAUAUUUUCAGUAUUUCAAGCAACUGGAAAAAAAACAGUAAAACCCCCCAAAAUAAUUUUCCUCCUGGUCCCAGACGUCUGCCACUUAUUGGAAAUUUGCACAAUGUCGAUUUAAAGAAACCGCAUCUGGCUUAUUUUAAGGUAAGAAGGUGUCUUUUUAAUUGGAGAAAACAUUUCGUUUACAACACUUCCAUUUCUAUUUUAGUUUUCAGAUUACAUGCUAAAGUGGAAUAAAGAUCAGCCUAUCUACUUAUUAAUACCCCAGGAUAAAUUCAUUAUUUUCUUUAUUCUGUUAUAUUUCUAGGGUUCAUGCCCAGAGUGAGUGGGUACCACUCAUACUGACCACCUCUGUUGGGAAUAUUUCUCAUACAGGGAUGUUAGUCAUUUCUUCUAGUGUCUGCAUGCUAAAGUGCUAUAUAUAUCUGUAUGUCUGUCCUUCUACAUAUCUAAUACUGGCAAAAGUCAAGUUAAAUAUAUUGAAACCUGAAGAUUGACCCGAAAGUCAACAACAGAAAGGACUUAGUGGGUAAUGGUGGAAUGGUAAUUUACCCUCUACUCUUUCAGUCUUCUAUGGUAAUUUCUUUUCCAAGUUAAAUAUAUGUUGAGAAAGCAAAAUUAAACAUGCUUUCAAAAAUCAAUUGGAAUUUUAAACUUGUUGCGUGAGACCCAGAGGAAUGAAUUAUAAAUAAAAUGUAAUUAAAUUAACUGUGAAAUAAUAUACCGCAUAUACUCGAGUAUAAGCCGACCCGAAUAUAAGCCGAGGCCCCUAAUUUUACCCCCAAAAACUGGGAAAACGUAUUGACUCGAGUAUAAGACUAGGGUGGGAAAUGCAGCAGCUACUGGUAAAUUUCUAAAUAAAAUUAGAUCCUAAAAAAAUUAUAUUAAUUGAAUAUUUAUUUACAGUGUGUGUAUAUGAUGAAUGCAGUGUGUGUGUAUGAAUGCAGUGUGUGUAUGAGUGCAGUGUGUGUAUAUGAGUGCAGUGUGUGUGUAUGAGUGCAGUGUGUGUGUGUGAUGCAGUGUGUGUGCAUAAAUGCAGUGUGGUAUGAGUGCGCAGUGUGUGUGUAUGAGUGCAGUGUGCGUGUAUGAAUGCAGUGUGUGUGCAUAAAUGCAGUGUGUGUAUGAGUGCAGUGUGUGUGUAUGAGUGCAGUGUGUGUAUAUGAGUGCAGUGUGUGUGUGUGUGAUGCAGUGUGUGUGUGUGUGAUGCAGUGUGUGUGUGUGUGUGAUGCAGUGUGUGUGAUGCAGUGUGUGUGUGUGUGUGUGGCAGAGCCUUGGUGGGGGGGGGUGGGCAUUUUUAUAAAAAAAAAAAUAAUAAUAUUAUUUUAAUUUUUUUUGUUAUAUUAUUUUUUUUAUUAUUAUUAUUUAUAUAUUAUUAAUUAAUAUUUUCAUUUUUUUGUUAUAUUAUUAUUUUUUUUAAUUAUAAUUAUUAUUAAUAUAUUAUUAAUUUAUUUAUUUUGUUGUCCCCCCUCCCUGCUUGAUACAUGGCAGGGAGGGGGGCUCUCCUUCCCUGGUGGUCCAUUGGCAGUUCAGUGGGGGGAGGAGGGGGGUUGGCAGAGUUGUUACUUACCUCUCCUGCAGCUCCUGUCAGCUCCCUCCUCCUCCGCGCCGGUCCGUGCAGCUCUUCUGGCAGCUCACACUGUAAGUCUCGCGAGAGCCACACUAUGACCCCGCGGCUCUCGCGAGACUUACACUGGGAGCUGACCGAGGUGCUGCACGGACCGGCGCGGAGGAGGAGGGAGCUGACAGGAGCUGCAGGAAGGUAAGUAACAACUCUGCCAGCCCCCAGUCUGUAUUAUGGCAAUGUAAAUUGCCAUAAUACAGACUGACUCGAGUAUAAGCCGAGUUGGGGGUUUUCAGCACAAAAAAUGUGCUGAAAAACUCGGCUUAUACUCGAGUAUAUACGGUAACAAUAGUCUUUUAAAAUGGACUUUAGGGGACAUGUGCUAUUAAAGGACAGAAAAAUAGACAUCAACAAACCAUUUGUACUUUUAUAUAUAUAUAUAUAUAUAUAUAUAUAUAUAUAUAUAUAUAUAUAUAUAUAGCACUAGUAUUCUAAAAUAGAGACUUAGCAAAUGUCAUAACUGUGCAAAUAUAUUCACAAAUGGGAACUAUGUUAGCAUGCUGAAUUAUUAUAUUUAACUGUUAUCUAUUUUAUGCAAAUGUGCAUUUUUAUUCACUAUUUAUUAUAGUUGCACAAUUAUUUUAUUUAUCUUGAUUGUGAAUGGUUAAGGAGCAAAUAAAGAAAAUGAGACAUGUUAUUAAGCAUUUUUUUUUAUUUUCUUGUAACAUUCAUAGUUCUUAUCAAUUCAUCAAUUGAGGCUGGUGAGCACAUAUGCAUGUGUGUGUACACUUUUCUUUUUUCCUUUUCCCUUUUUACUUUGAAUUGUUUUACUUUACAUUAAUUGUUAUUUAUAUUUAUUCAAUGGCUGUUUUAUUAGUUUUUUAUACUGAUUCAUUAGCAGUACAGAUUUAUCCAAUGGGAUUAGAUUUGUACACCCUAUUAUGUGCGUACGAUUAUGCAUAUGAUUGAGUAAUAAACUUUGAUUAGUGGAUACAAUUAAAUGUCCCCAAUAUAAAAAAUCAACAUGUGCCUAUGAAUUAGGACCUAUAAAAAUAUUAAAGCAAGUUCUCUUUACUCUGCUAUCGUCCCUCUAUAUCAAGUAUCAUUUUUUUUUUUUUUUUAUAUAAGGAUUUCAUGAGGAAUCUUAUUUUGGAGGUUUGUAAGUAGUAGCAAAUCAUAUCUCGUCUUGUUUAGUCUUUCUGCAGUAGCUAAUAGUGGGAUCAACGCAGAAUAAACAAUAGCAGAAAAAGUGGAUAGUGAGCCUACUGGGUGUUAAAGGUUAUGGGAGCAAGAGUUCACGAUUAUUGGGUUAUGAGAACAGAAGUAUGGAAAAGAUUAGAAUGUAAGUAGGGACAAAUAAAUAUAACUGUAAAUAGAAUUAUUGUAAAGUUGCAGUAUCAAUCAAGGAGAAAUCAGGGCCGGAUUAAGAACACAGUGGGCCUGGUGCUGACAAUUAUGAUGGGCCUAAUUACGGAAUCUUAUCGACCAAAAACACUAAAACAAUCAUACCUCCCAAGCGUCAUGUAUCUGAUGGAGAUGGUACUGGAGGAAAACUCAUAGGAUGCAGCUAUAAGAAAACACAUACCCUAUGCUAAUUUCUUUCUAAUUUAUGCUUUCAUCUUUCAAGUAAAUCCAUAACCCCUAACAGCAGUGUCCAGUGAAGCUGGAAGUCAAUGGGAGAGGUAAAAGGGUGGGCCACUGGCGCGAAUCACGUGACAAGACCUGCCAAAGUGGUGAACAUGCCCAAAAAGGGGGCAUGUUUGUCCAAAGAAUUGGAAGGUCAGCCUGGCAUGAAUGCACGUCAGGCUGCCUGCCAAUCCUGCAGGCUGUCCAACUAAGGGCAUACUAUGCAGGCAGCACCUUACGCUUUACAUAAAUGCAUCUAAUGAUGCGUUCACUCCAUUCUUUCUAAGGACUGUCCCCUAGCACUCGCUGGUCCACUUGUCUCCUUGCCUUCUUACUAGCAGGCAGAAGUUCCUGGUAUAGUCUGAGACAGAGAAAAGGUGUCUGUAGUGAGUGUAGAAGAAAGGGGACAUGCCACAGUGUUAGAGAGACCAACGUCUGCAUUACCUAAACUAACUUUAAUGUCAGCCAGUGCACACAAGUUUUGUUCCCAUACAUCCCUCUUAAGCUUCCAAACUUAAAGGGACACUAUAGUCACCAGAACAACUACAGCUUAUUGUAUUUGUUCUGGUAAGUAGAAUCAUUCCAUUCAGGCUUUUUGCAGUAAACACUGUCUUUUCAGAGAAAAUAACUCCACUGGCCGCUCCUUAGAUGGCUGCUAGAGGUGCUUCCUGGGGCAGUACUGCCUAGUGUGCAGCACUGCCAUUCAGUGUCUCCACCCUCUGCAUGCAGACACUGAACUUUCCUCAUAGAGAUGCAUUGAUUCAAUUUAUCUUUAUGAGGAGAUGCUGAUUGGCCAGGGCUAUGUUGGACUUGUGCUGGCUCUGCCCCUGAUCUGCCUAGUUCACAGUCUCAGCCAGUCCUAUGGGGAAGUAUUGUAAUUUGCUCAGACCACCACUUCUGAGCCAGCAGCUGCAGAAUUGAAUACAAGUAAUAUUUUACUGUAUUUAGGGAGGGAAGAAGGGGCCAGGGUGGUGGUUUUAACAUAAUAGGGUAAGAAAUACAUGAUUGUGUUCCUGACACUAUAGUGCUCCUUUAAGCAAGAGUAUGUGAAGAGUAGUUAAGGUUGCCACCUUUCUUGAAAAAAAAUACCAGCCUUAAUCAUUUGUAUAAUUAAUUAGUUAUACAUGUAAAUCACAAGGAGUGACAUCAGAGAAAAUUCUGUAAAAUCAACAACAAACUACUCACAGUUUGCUCCCAGUGUCUCCCUGUCUCCCAGUGUCUCAGUCUCGCAAGUCAUCCAGUGUCUCAGUGUCUCUAUGUAUCACAGUGUCAGUGUCCCCAUGUCACCCAGUCCCCUAGUCUCCCAGUGUCUGUGUCCCCAUUUCUCCCAGUGUCCCAAUGUCUCAGUGUGUCCACAUGUCACUAGGAUACUGGGGACACAGAGACAUGGGGACACUGAGAGACCCGGGGACACAGAGACAUGGGGACACUGAGACAUUUAGGGAAACUGGGAGAAAUGGGGACACUGAGACACUAGGGACACAGACACUGGGAGACAUGGGGACACUGAAACAUUUGGGGACACUAAGACACUAGGGACACAGACAUGGGAACACAGACACUGGGAGACUAGGGGACACUGGCUGGGAGACAGACACUUAGGGACACUGGGAGACAUGUGGACACUGGGACAUAUAGGGACACUGGGAGACAUGGGGACACCAGGCACACUGAGACACUAAGAACACAGACACUGGGAGACAUGGAGACACUGAAACAUUUGGGAACACUAAGACACUAGGGACCCAGACACUGGGAGACUAGGGGACACUGGGAGACUAGGGGACACUGGGAGACUAGGGGGCACUGGCUGGGAGACAGAUACUUGGGGAGACAUGGGGACAGUUGUGGACAUAGACAUGGGGACAUUGGGACACAUGGGGACACUAGGCACACUGAGAGACAUGGGACACAGACACUGGGAGACUUGUGGACACUGAGACACUAGGGACACUGGCUGGGGGACAUAGUGUCUCCAUGUCCCAAUGUCUACCAAUGUCCCUAUGUCUCACAGCAUCCCCAUGUGUCUCAGCAUCCCCAUGUGUCCCCUAGGGUCUCAGUGUCCCCAUGUUUUCCAGUGUCCCCAAGUGUAUGUGUCCCCAGGUCUCACAGUGUCUGUGUCCCCAUGUGUCCUAGUGUCUCAGUGUCCCCUAGUGUCUGUGUUCCCAUGUGUCCCCUAGUGUCUGUGUCCCCUAGUGUCUGUGUCCCCUAGUGUCUCAGUGUCCCCAUGUUUUGCAGUGUCCCCAAGUGUCUUAGUGUUCCCAAGUCUCCCAGUGUCUGUGUCCUAGUGUCCCCUAGUGUAUGUGUCAUCAUGUGUCCCCUAGUGUCUCAGUGUCCCCAUGUGUCCCCUAGUGUCUCAGUGUCUCCAUGUGUCCCUGCUGCCUUUCCCCCCCAUCCCUCACUUACCUGAGCUGUACAGCUGCUGUCUGGACUCUCUGUGCUGUGUAGCUGCUCCCCCACGGAUCAGUGAGUAGUAGAGAGUAACUUCCUAUCCCUGCAUCUCUCCACACAUAGUGACCCCUACUGGCCGGUGCUGGUAUUGCAGAGUAAUUUCCAUUUAUUCUGAGAAAAUUACCUGCAUUUGUAUUGCCGGUAUUACUGCAAUACCGGCACGGCCAGGCAGCCUCAAAUACCAUCUGUGCCAUUAAAAUACCAGUCAGGUGGCAAACCUAAGAGUAGUGUGUAAACUCUUAAAUGGGCCUAUUCCAUGGGCCUGGGCCUGGAACUGCAGCUCCAUCAGCCCCUAUGUUAAUCCGGCCCUGGGAGAAAUAGAUCUCCCAUUAUUUAUAGAGAGCCAACAUAUUCAUUAGAACUUUAUAAUUAUAGGGGAUAUUUAGAGGUAAAGAAGGCCCUGCUCGAAAGAGUCUACGAUCUAUGAGAAUUUCAGGGAGAAAGAUAUACUUUAUAUUACUAGGUGUCUUGCCCAAGGACACUUACUGGUGAGAGGGUUUGACCAGGAUUUAAACUGGGCUUCCCAAUUUUAAAACAGUGAUACUCUAAUCAGUUAAACACAAGUACAUGUAUUAGCAAUCAGAGAUAAGCAAGCAUUGAGUAUUCUUUUUUUUUAGUUCUUUAUUUUUGGACAAUCAUAAUACAUUGCAUACAUUUCAAUGAGACUUGUAUGGAUGUCAAAUGGUCCAUCUCAAGUUUACAACAAUACAUUUUAAAUUUAACUCGACAUGGGGGUGUGGCUAACCACAGAGAGAAAUGGACAUGUGAUCCCUUGCUCCGGCACGAAGGGUCGACAAUCCGAUCCCAUCCUGCACAAUAGGGCAUCUUUAACCCAAACAACAACAAGAUGGCACAACAGAGGGGCCAGAAGAACGCCUCCAAGGCGGACAAAUUAAAUUUCUUUGGAAAUAAAACUCACCCGGAGCCGGAGGAGGUUUAUGCCUUGUCCCAAGAUGGCCGAUCCUACUCCGACGGACCCGAGCACACUUCGGUGGCAAACGAGUCAGAACCUGACACACUCACGAGGAGUUACUUGCAACAAGCAUUAGACACUCUAUCAGCUAAACUAAUCACAUUGUGGCAACAUAUGGCAUAUUCGCUGAGGAAAGAUGUGCAAGAAGUCAGCAAACGCACAUCUCAUGUGGAGAACAAGAUGGAAGAGUUUGCCACAGCACACAAUGAUUUAGCCUCACAUGUCAAACAACUUGAACAAAAACUCACCGCGACAGAGACAAAAAUAGCAGACCUCGAAGAUAGGGCACGCAGAAACAACCUGCACAUUCAAGGAAUCCCGGAGGAGGUAUUAACAGAAAAUCUGCAGGCGUAUGUCAGGGGUCUGCGCCAGACACAUGCCCCAGAUAUACCGUCUGACUACUAAUCAAUCGAGUGCACCGUCUGACUAGUACACGAUUCUUACCUAACACAGCCCAGCGAGAUGUGCUGAUGCAAGCACACUACUUCCAUAUCAAGGAGCACGUAAUCCGAGCGAGCAAGAACAGAGCCAAACCGCCGGAAAAUUAUUCACAAAUAAAGAUAUUUGCAGACCUCUCUGCCUCCACUUUAUGCAGAAGAAGAGAUUUCUCACAGAUAGCUGAUUCCUUAACCCCUUAAGGACACACGACGGAAAUAUUCCGUCAUGAUUCCAUUUUAUUUCAGAAGUUGUGUCCUUAAGGGGUUAAGGGCACAUGGCCUAAGAUUCCGCUGGGGAUUUCCCACCAAGAUGUUAGUAACAAAGGACAGCAAUACCCAAGUAAUAUCCUCACCUGAAGAUGGUCUUCGCAAACUACAGUCUUGGGGAUUUAUAGAACGCAGAGAAGAAGCUACCACCUCACCUUCUUGCAGAAUUCAGCUAGAAUGGAAUAAAGCUCCGGCCUCAAAAGCAGCUAGAUAAACAGCAAGUAUAAAAGAACUGACAAAAGAGUAUGCGUACAAGACAAACUAAACAUGUUGUUAACAUGUCAGCCAUCACAAAAGGCUUAAUUAAGUUAAUGUUGUUUUUCUGUUCUUUUUUAUUCUCAACUUGGUUUAAAUACUACUUUCUCCAUAUUACAAAAUGCCAUUACAGACGGUAACAAAAAAAGGGAAGAGGGAGGGAAGAGAAAAGGAAAAAAGGACUUUAUAUGGCUUACUCCUGAUCUACCCUUACACAGAGGGAACAGGCAAGUCCUCCCCAUGAUGGGGAUUAGCGCAAAUUAAUUCAAAACUCACAACAUGUAUUUAUGGCAUAUACACAAGUAAGAGGAUUCAUGAGUGGGGAGUGGGGACGGGGGGACUGGCCAAUGCUCCCCUACCAUACCCGACUCCAGACACACCCUGGCUUUUCAUGCCACUGUCCUACCUCCCUCUUCCCCCACUAAUGGACACAACACAGGGAAGCAACAGAUAUCACGACAGACUUCCACCUAUAAAUCAACUUCCAACAGUCACAUACAGUAGCAGACACAGACAGAAGAGCCAACAGGACCCCUUGAACGUCUUGGAAGUCAAGGAAACUCCACCAAAGCUCAGGGAUAAAACCAAGCCACCGACAAAAAGACUAAUAGAUAGAAACCGCAGGGCCCACAGAUAGACCAGCACCAGUAAAAGCCACUAGCCAUAAAUAGACACCAUACCCACAGAGAACCCUGAAAACCGACCCGAGAGGCCUGAGGAACCAAAGACUGGGACAACACAAGCUUAACCACUCAUUAGACUGACAAGACAUACCGGUCCUCAAGGCACGCCAUAGAAGCACCUUGAUGACUAACCUACCCUUACCUACCCAAAUAACGAACUGUCAAACAUAGAAUCUUAAAAAUUGAAUAGGCCUGCAAUGUAUAUUUGACAAAGAAACAUUGUACCCACUUACCCUUUCUUAAUUCUGUAACCCUAAAACCACAUACAAAUGAAAAACAAUGAAAAAUAAAGAAUUUAAAAAAAAAGGGUACAUGAGAAGGGGAAAUACACAAAGUGGGGAAAAAACAAGAUGAGGUUCUGUAUAGUUCCUUUCUGAUUAAAUCCGAGCGUAUGGAGCCCACCACACUUAGAGAUCCUUAAUGAGGGUUGUAUGCUUACAGCCGACCUAAAGAUAUCCCCAGGAACCCCUGGUUAGCCUCCUGAGGUCUCCGGACCACUCACCAGGCAUGUCAAAGGAGGAGCCGUGAGACCUGGUCCGGGGUCACACACGUGGACAGAGGCCGGGGACAGGUGGAAAGGGGAGCCGGGAAGAAGAAGUAUGCAACCCACUCUGUGACAAAUAGAUCAGUAGAAUAUGACACCCUAACUCACAAAAUACAUAUAAGUGACACGAACCAUAGCUUGGAAAUAGUCAUAUAUCAAAUACGCUGGCAAGAAUGAUCUUAAUGAUAUCAUACCCCUGGGGCACACUGACAUCCUCCAUUCCCCCCUCCUCCUGGGGCAGGCACACUAGACGUUCCAAAAGGUCACGGAGCAAGACCCUGGCGUGGCUUGUUAAGAAAGAAUAUGCAAAACACUAAGAUGGAGUUAUGGCUAUACCAUCUGGAAAGAGGCAGAUGUAUAUAAAAAUUAAAAGAUAUACCAAAAUAUAUGCGAUAUUAAAGAUAUAAAGUGAUAUAGAGGUUCACAAAUGUAUAAAUGCCUUAAAAUUAAAUGGGCAGAAAUGUGUAAUAUUUAUGUAAAACAAUGUGUAUAUAUGGAAAUGUAUAGAUGUAUGGGGAUAUGUGCCAAUGAAAGAUGCCAUUUAAACAUGGGGAACAUAGAUCACCAACAUCCUCCCUACCAACAACACACAGAAGGAAGGUCCCAAAUGACCAGCAAGAGUAGCACCCUGACCAGGGGUCACCAUGCCCCAAUGCCCUACGCACUCAAAAUGAUUUGAUAGACCCGCAGCCAUGAGACGGAAACAUUAAUAUUUCCAUCCCCACGGUAUUACUUACCAGUACCAAGCUUUGCAAAUAUUUUGUUUUGGUUUUCACCGUGUUUACCCUGCGCUCCUUCCUGCCAACUAGUCCCGAUUGGCAAAAAGACUACAUGCUAAGCAAUAAAAUUGAAUCGACACUACCAACUGUACUUUACACAAAUAUCAUGGGGAAAUAUCAGAGAUUGAGGGAACAAGAUUUGGAUUUAGGUAUACCCAAUAACGUUAUAAUAACAUUAAUUUAUGAAGAUACAAACACAUAAUGUAAGGGGGUUAAACACCCCACAAAAACGUAGGGUUCUUCUGGAUGGAGCUAGGAUGGCCAAGGUAGACAUUUUGUGCCUACAAGAAACUCAUUUUGUUCACGGCAGAGUGCCUGAUUUCGGGAAACAGGACUAUACCACUCAAUACCACACAACAUACUCAUCCAAGACUAGAGGGGUAUCGUUCUUGUUUCACAAGUCCCUGACGUUUGAACUGUUACAAAUUAAAAAAAAGACACAAGGCCGCUACCUAAUAAUUCAUUGCCAAAUUAAUACGGUCUUAUACACAUUGGUGGGCAUAUAUAGCCAAAACUCUAAUCAGCGUAACUUCUUACACAAAGUGCUAAACAAACUCCCCCAACAAAACAUUACCUCUCUAAUAAUCUGUGGAGAUCUGAAUCUAACCCUAUAACCGCAUAUGGACACAACGGUAUCCCCUUCCACUCCCUGGUUCAAAUCACUAAUACCACAGUGUAAAGCCAUCACAAAACUACUGCUAGACCAUGGUCUUUAUGAUAUAUGGUGCACUAAGCCCCCCAAUGAGAAAAGGGUCCAUAAAACCCACUCUAGAAUAGAUGUCCCCAGGGUCCAUAAAACCCACUCUAGGAUAGAUGUCAUACUGAUAUCCCGAGAUUUGCUCCCAUUAGUUGAACAAUUCCAACUGGAGGACAUAGUAUGGUCGGACCACGCCCCUGUGUUCAUUACGACCCAUGACACCUACAGACAUAGGGGAAAAGCCCCAUGGCGACUAAAUAACAUGCUCUUAUGCAAUAGUGACUUUAAACUUAGAUUAGAGAAAGAGAUAAACAAUUAUUUUCAAUUAAAUGAACAACCUGAACUCGCACCUACCCCCACUUGGCAGGCCCACAAAGCGGGCAACUCAUCAAAGGGGGCAACUCAUCAGUAGAGCAUCCUAUGUUAAACGUAACACCCAGAAACUAUACCUUACACUACUGACAAAACUAUGUGACCUCACCACGACCCAAUUUCUGCAUCUUAACCCACUUUUAAACACAGAAAUCACGAAACAGCUUAAUGACCUUCUACUCCAACAGACGGCACAACACCUCCAAACACUAAAACUAAGGCACUACACACAAGGAAAUAGAGCUAGCAAAACAUUGGCGUUGCUAUUGAGACACCAACAGGCCCAAUCAAAGAUCCCAUACUUAAUUAACAACACCGGAGAGAAAAUGUAUAAUCCCUUAGACAUAAACGCAGAAAUAGCAGCUUAGUACAAAAAUCUCUACAACUUAAAAGAUGACCCACAAACACAUCAACCAACACAUGAUGAAAUCCACCACAAUGAAAAACACCAACCCAAGCACAAAAAAAGCUAUUUACAGAGCCAAUCUCACUGACAGAAUUGCAACAAAUGAUACGCUCACUUCCCCCCAGGAGCUAUAACACCAGAGAUGCUACUAGCGCAUAUAGCCAUGCUGCCAAAACCAGGAAAACCACCUAACCAACCAAAAAUCUUAUGACCCAUCUCGUUGUUAAACACAGAUACAAAAAUCUUUGCUAAAAUUUAUGCAAACCGAGCAGCAGAUCUCAUUCCUUCCAUGAUACACCCAGACCAGGUGGAAUUUGUGAGGGGGAGACAGGGAGCAGAUGGGACAAGAAAACUAUAUAGCCUCCCUUAUGGUCGGGCGCCUUCCGGAGGGUCCAGGGUCUUCAUGUCCCUGGAUGCAGAGUAGGUGUUUGACAGAUUGCACUGGAUCUUCCUUAGGGAGGUACUAAAAGAAUUUGGAUUCCCCCAAACCUUCCUGACUCUGAUAGCAGCCCUUUACUCCACACCGUUAGCACAGGUCGCGAAUGGGGGGGUUUGUCUCCAACCCGUUCCGUAUUACGAAUGGCAUGAGACAAGGUUGCCCACUGUCUUCAGUUCUCUACAUCCUUGCACUAGAACCAUUAGCACAGGCCAUAAGAGAUAACAAUUUGAUCACAGGGGUGACACUCAAAACAAAAAUGCACAAAAUCACCAUGUUCGCCUACACAUCUGUAUUCGGCAUUACAACAGACACACGCAUACGACUGGAGACAUGACAAUAUGACUUUUCUAGACAUAAAAUUCACAAACCUAUAUCGGGAGAAUUAUGGCAAAACCCUCAUCUCCAUAAAACAACUGUUGAGUUGGAAAGGAAAAUAUCUUGGAUGGGGAAGAUCGCAGCGGUAAAAAUGAAAAUACUCCAGAGAUUGCAAUAUUUAUUCUGCACCCUACAAAUCAGGCUCCCAAAACAAUUCUUCCAAGAGACCCAACAAAUUGUGAAUACAUUCAUUUGGUCUCCUAAAAAAUCUUGCACAGCAGAGAAGAUCAUGUAUCUACCAUAUAAACAGGGGGGCAUGGUUCUGCCAAACAUCCUCACUUACUACAGAUUGGCUAUGAUUGGACCACUGAUCACAGAACUAAACCAACACAACACACCGUCCCCAUGGAUAAAUAUAGAAGCAGAAUAUAUUUUAUAUAAUUUGCACACAGACAGAUAAACUCCUGGUUACACAAGAAUAAGAACAUACUACCGACUGAGGAAGGAUGGGAGGAUACAAAAGCAAAAACCACAGAAACUCAUCUCUAUAUUGUAUUAUCAGCAUUAUCAAUUACAAGAUCCACACAAAUUUCCAUUUGUACGGGCAUGGGAAUCCGAAAUAGGCAGACAAAUGACGAAGGAACAGUGGACACAAAUAUUAUACGCAAACAAAAAACUCACACUAGAUACAACACACCUGGUGUUGGCAAGGAAAAUAUUAUACCAUUAGUAUCUAGUGCCAACACGCAUGAAACACAUGACACCUACACAAUCCGGACUGUGUUGGAGAUGUAAUUCCUCUCCAGGCAAUGUGCUACACAUAUGGUGGGCAUGUCCCGCUUUGACAAGACAGACAUGCACAAUCUGAUAAAGGAUGCAACGGGAGUCACCCUAACACAAACCCCCGAGAACUACCUCCUACAUUACAUGCCAAAUGACCUCACAAAGUCUGUACGAUACUUAAUCUAUCACAUUAUAUCUGCUAUACUUUUAAACAUAAGUAGACAUUGGUUAAAACAGACGAUUCCGCACAUUAAUGCAUGUAUCUCACAAACUGACAGCACCAAAGGGUACGAGGUAAUGGCCAGAUCCAACAAACCUCCACAAAAAUUUUGGAGGGAAUCUUGGGACCAAUGGGACAAAUGCAGAACCACACAACAGCAGACUCCAAACCCUCCAGACCACACACAGGUUACAUAGCAAGAGAUUAAAUCACUAUAUCCCUCCGUGUAUAUAGUCUCUAGUGCGAUAAUCCAGGGAUUAAGCUUGUGAGACAUUUUGGCCAAAUGAGUUGGCCGGAGAUAUUGGUUAAAAAUCAGGGACAUUUCCCCUCCCUCCCCCUCCCUAUCCUGGUUAUUACUCCCGGUUAAACCACCAAGUUCUUCAACCCACCCCAGGUAUACCAUCUAAUGUGAAAGGAAUGCAGGUUGCUUCUCAACAUACAAGGGCACUGACAUGGAGAUAGCCAGUACUGAGGUACACUGAUGAUAUGCAUAUCUAACAUCAGUACGAGAAGCCUGGGGAGAACACAAUGGUUCCUUAUAAUAGAGAAAAAUCUUAUUACUAAGCAAAAUCCAACUGACUUUUUACCCUUUUCUGUUAACAAAUGUGGAUAAGAGAUGAUAUAAUUACUGGAAUAUGUCAAGAUAUGAUGUACCUCUUUAAAAACAAUGUGCCUAGCAGAUCGUAUAUUGAUUGUAGUUAAUGAUAUACUACUGAGCUGUAACCUUUAAGCCUUGGAACAUUUCCAAAAAAAUAUAAAUUAAAAAAGAAAUUAACUCAACAUGUUAGUUUGAAUGCCUCCUCAGAUGAGACACGUUAGACACUGUCAUGUUUACAAAUUGUAAGUAACUCAAAAUAAAAUAAAGUAAAAGUAACAAAGUAACUGAGUCAAAAAAAAUUGAGGUAAGAAUGAGGAAAGGGAAAGGAUAAGGGGGGAUGAUGGGACUCCAUUUCUGUUGAAGAUACCCUAUGAUCACAUGUUGCAGCUUUCUUUGUAGCUGAGCCAAUAGUCCCUCACCUUAUGGAAGUUAACUUAUCUAUUAGGAAGUUUUCCUAAAUUUUAGUAAUGACAUCCUGUAUUGAGGGGAUAGUAUCCCUUAACCUUUUAGCUACUAUCACCCAGCAGGCUGAUAGGUUAAUUUUAUCAAAUUGCUUGAGUAAUUCGAGAGACAGUCUACAGGGUGAAACAAGAGGUAUGCCCAGGGCACACACAGGUAUUUGUGUGAGUAAUAGUAUUGACAUGAUAUAAAGUCAUAGUGGUAGUAUGGGUGAGUAGUUACAGUGCUACUGGUUAUAGAACAUGUAUUCCUCAAUUUGCAGUUGCCUGCUAAUUUAUAUGGCAUCACAAAAUCUUUCACUAGAACCAGUAAAAAUAAGCUCCUCCAUAUAGUCUUUAUUGCCUCUGUAGUAGAUAUCAGAAAUUUGGACUCCUCAGAGAUACCCUUAAACUUGUCAGACUUCAAGGCAAUUACCUUUAUGAGUUACGAAUGCCUGGUUGUUACCCACCCUGUGCAUCUGCCUCAGGUUUAACCUUUUUUAAAAACUUUUUUCUUUUCAGACAGAUGAGCUAAUUCAUGCCUCUCUAGUUUUGUGCCAAAGGGAACAAAAGUAAUUUUUCUUGCCAAGUGCCAGUGAGCAAUUUUCCUAAAUCAACAUGAAAGUCAAGGUCUCUCUAGUUUUGUGUCAAAAGAGGCAAAAGCUAUUUUUCUUUCCAAACGCCAGUGAGAAAUGUCCCUAAAUCAACAUUACCAACAUUAUCAAACUAAAUGUAAUCAUUAUAUAUUUGAACAAAAAUAAAACUUGGAAGUCUCGCAAAUUAUAAUUUAUAUAUAAUUAUCAUAAUUAUUGUUAAAUUCUUCCAGUGGGGUUCAGUACUCAUACAUACAUACUUACAUACAUAAAGAAAAGACAAUUCACAGGGAAGAAUAAAAAUACUUGCAAAAUAUAUAUAAUGCACCUGUAUCGUAGGAGAGGAAUGCAGGUUCUGUCUCUGCAGGAAACACUAUUAGCUGGAUAGCCAGAUUUCAAGAUGAAAAAAUAAACUUAUCAAAAAAAUAACGUUAUAUAACUUUUGUUCAAACAAAGUAUACAUGUGCUUACGACAUAAACUGGGCAGCAGAAAGACCACCACUGCUGCCCUUCAUUAGAGACUUCAUCAUUGAUAAAGUGAUGGUAGUCAUGAAACAUAUCAGUGGUAGUCUUUCUGCUCCCACCUGUAUAUCCUAGCCACAAAUCUACUCUAUUUGAAUAAAGGUAAUGUAUCCUUAUUUUUGGAUUGAGAAAUUUUCUCUUAUUUCCUUUGGAGGAGAUCUAACAAAAAAGCUCAUAUCAUAUAUACAUGUACAAAAUACACAAAAGAAAAAAUAAUAGGGCAAUAUGUAACGUACAAGGCUUAUAUGUACACUUUGACAUGACUAACAAUAAUACAAUGAUAACUCAUGGAAAUAAAUAGGCACUUCAAUCACUUACAAGAGAUAGUGCCUAGACUUGGUUCUAUAUGCAGCAUUGAGUAUAUAUGGCUCCUGGGGGAUAUACUGUAGGACAACGGUUGUAGUAGGGGGAGAAGCUAGAGACUGUAGUGUGGGGAAUUUGUCCUGCAAUUGGGUGGAGAGGGGCUGUAGUAAGGACAUAUGGGCUGUAGUGGGGUUAUGGGCCACAUGUAAAAGAGAGGUUAGGGGAUGCAGUAGGGGCUAAGGGUUGCAAGUGGGGGAUAGAGGCUGUAGUGGGUGGAAUAGGGGCUGUAGUAGUUGGAAAUGAGCUGAAGAUGGCUAUAGUGGGGGGAUAUGUGCUGUAGUGGGGGAUAGGGGCUACAUUUGGAGGGUAAAGACUACAUAGGGCAUAGGAGCUACAUUUAGGGGUAGGGUGAAUGUAGGACUGUAGUAGGGGGGUUGGAGACUGUAGAUGGGAUAGGGGCUGCAUUGGAGGAAUAGGGUUAUAAGGGGGAUAGGGCCUGCUAUUUGGGUAAAAUUGUUAUAAUAGGGUGUUUAAGGGAUGUAGCAAGGGGGCUAGGGAGUGUCCCUCUGUAGUAGUGAUAAAGGAGCUGUAGUAGGGGGUUGGGGUUGUAGUAGAGGGGUUAUGGGCCACAGUAAGGAGUAAGAGGCUCUAGUGGGGGUUAAGGGUUGUAGUGGGGGUUAUGACUGUAAUAGGGGUUAGGGACUGUAGGGUAUUAGUGGCUGUAGGAAGGGGUAAGGGGGUUAACAACUGUAUAAGGGUGUUAGGGCUGUAGUAGGUAGUAGUGGGAGUUAGGGUCAUAGUUAGGAGUAAGGGGCUACAGGUGAUACGGGCUAAAGAAAAAAAACACUAGUAUAUUCCCUUCUCCCUGGGGUUUACCUUGGGUCAGGGAAGGGAGAAUCCUGUUACAAGCUGGUCUGGUAGUAGCCUGGAGCUGAGGCAAAGUGGGCUGAGCCUAGUGCAAAGGGCAGAGCCUACACACCCACAGAGCGCCUGGGCGCUGUGCACCCUGUGCACCCUCCUAAGUUUGGCCCUGAAAGAAGGUUUACUAAAUAAUAGGAACACACUGGUUAGCCUUCACUCCCCACAUGCAUUGAUAGGCAUCCAUCACCCUGAAGACGGUUCACCGGUUGUCUUUCCUUGCACCACUUUUAGUAGUUACUAACUGCAUACUUGGAACACUCACAAUAGUUGCCAUUUUGGAGAUUUUCUGACCCAAUUGUCGAGUCAUCACUAUUUGGACCUUGUCAAAGUCACUCAGAUCUUUUUGCCUGGAGAUGCUCUGACUGUUCACUUGCUGCCUAAUAUAUCCUACCCCUUGACAUGUAUCAUUGUAAUGAUAUAAUCAAUCUUAUUCACUUCAAAAGUCAAUGGUUUUAAUGUUGUGGCUGUUCAGUGUAUAUAUGCAUACUGAUCCUCAUUAUUAGAAUAUCACAAUAUUUAUGAUAAGCAUAGUAUAUUUAUUCUAAUUUGAGCAAACACGCAACAAACAGCUCCCUCCCCCACACAUGUACAUUCCUAAACACAGAUGCAAAUAAUUCACACAGGUAUACAUUACAGACACGAUUACUCAUUUUGCUGAAAAACUUAAUGCUGGCCAUGAUAGAAAGGUUUCAGAACACACAGUACAUCACAGUUUGUUGUGUAUGGUGCUGAAUAGCCAGAGACCAGUCAGAGGGCCUCUAAUGACCCCUGUCCACUGCCAAAAGCACCUUCAAUGGGUAUGUGUCAGACCUGGACCAUGGGUCAAUGGAAAAGGUCAGCUUGUCUGAUGACUCAUAUUUUCUUUUAGAUCAGACUGCCUAGUUUCAUGUGCAUCACGUAUCUGGGGAAAAACAUGUUUUGCUGGAAAACAUUUAGUCCUGGCAUUCAUGUGGACAUUACUUUGACACAUACCACCUACCUAGAGAUUGUUUCAGACCACAUACACCACUUCUUGGCAAUAAUGUUCCCUGAUGGCAGGAUAAUGUUCCCUGUCACAAUGCAAACAUUGCUCAGGAAUGGUUUGAGGAACAUGACAAAGAGUUUAAGGUGUUGUCUUGGCCUCCAAAUGCCCCAGAUCUCAAUCCAAUUGAACAGCAGUGGGAUGUGCUGGAACAACAAAUCUGAUUCAGGGAGGUCUCAACUCGCAACUUGCAAGACUUAAAGGGACACAAUAGUCAAUAAAACAACUGUAGCUUACUGAAGCAGGUUUUGCAGAUUCUGUGUAUAGAUCAUGCCUGUGAGGUUUCACUGCUCAAUUCUCUGCCAUUUAGGAGUUAAAUCACGUUUGCUCCUAUUUAUGCAGCUCUUGUAACACCUCCACUGGCUGUGACUGACACUGCCUGCAUGGAAACAAGACACUACCUGCAUGAAUACAUUCAAUCAGAUGUAACUUACAAUAAAGGUUUUUUUGUAAAUAUCUCUUUAUUGAGAAUUUUUUUUUCAAAGUUUCAACAAAAAUGCAGAUUGUAAGGAUGAGGAAACAUGCAGGUGAUAACAUGUGGUAAAAAGAGAUACGCAAAUCUCCACACGAACAAGGAGAGCUGAGACACGCAGGUCUCACAUGGAGAGUAGGUUCACAGCAUAUAGGUAGGUAGAAGGGAGUUCCUGCAUUAUAUUAGGCAGAGAGUUUUAGUGUUUUGACUGAUCGGUGUAUAUUAGCAUGUAGAAAAAUUUAGUUGUGAUUUUUAAUUGUACAAUUUUUUUGCUUUGUGUUCAAUUCAAUAAAAAUCUUUUAAAAAACUAAACAAACAAAAAAACUAAACCAACCCUGUUAGUAUGCAUGUAAAUGAAUGGGUUAAAUAUAAGUUAUCACAAAAAAAAAAAAGGCAGGAUCCUAUGAUUUGCAGAUUAUUUCACAAAAUGUAUUUGGUACCAGAAAUUGCAUGUUUUGUCCCUAUAAAAAUCAGUUUUAGUUUUUUUUUUUUUGGUUUGUGUAUUUUUAACUACAUGUGUGUUAAAUUAACUAAAUUUAAAAUUAAAUUUUCCUCCUAUAGAUUUUUCUAUUCAUUUUUAUCUAUUGUAUUUCUGCAUUCAGCUAUCCAAAAUCUAUGGCCCAGUGUUCAGCAUACAGCUAGGCAGCAAAAGAACGGUGAUCUUGGCUGGUUAUGAAACUGUGAGAGACGCCCUUGUGAACCAUGCUGACGAGUUUAGUGGGAGAGCAUUGGCACCAAUGUUUCAAAAGAUGGACCAUGGAAAUGGUAAGUUUAGAUUAUGUUGUGCAGUAUUUGCCAUAUUAUCAUAAAGAUACAUCUAAACGUUGGAUAUUCUAGUUACUGGGUUUGACAUUGUAUGAAUCAAUUGGCAUUCAUUCUUAAAUUGCAUUGCAAUUAUGCACAUUAUGAUUCUAAUAUGUUAUUGUCAUUAAUAUUGCUAUUAUUAUUAUUAUUAUUAUUAUUAUUAUUAUUAUGUUGCAUUUGUAAAAUGUAGUCCAAUUCAGUAAUCAAACUGGUUCCUCACACAUGUGAUGGAAAGAACCCUAUUAAAUGUCUGGUUUUCAUGGCCUUACUUAUAGGGGGACAUUUAUCAAAGUGUUCUAAAAAUUUGUCUGAAGUACUAAAGCCAGGCAAUUACCAUGGAAACUAGAGAAAACAGUCGGCACAUUCUAUUAGUGACUCUUCCUCUUUUUAUUUUUGCACACUUUUUAGUACAGAUCAGUUUUUAUUUUAUUUGGUAAAAAGUUCGAAUUUGGGACUUGAACUUGACCCAAGGUUGACCCCGAACCCCAUUGAAGUCAACGGGGACACGAACUUUUGGGCACUAAAAUGGCUAUAAAAAAGUCCUGGAAAGGGCUAGAGGGCUGCAAAAGGAAUUAAAAUGGGGGUAUGAGUAGGACAAGUAACCUGCAAACAAAUGUGGAUAGGGAAAUAACUUAAAAUAACAUAAAAUACAUAAAAAUUACAAGUAUUAAUCUUGAACUAGGAGGAGGUGGUGGAUGUGAAGUAGGAGGUUGAGGAGGUGGUGACCGUGGCGGUGUAGGUGGAAUCGGCGGUGGAGGAGGAGGAGGUAGUCAACACUGUUGUAUUAAAAAAAAAUGUUUAAUUGGGGUAGCCCGGAAAAUAUUGGGACAUAUAAAAAAAGAAAACAAAGAAUAAGUGCACUUGAGUAUAACAAUGGCUUGGGGAGCCCGGUAUAAAUGUCUAUUCUGCACAAGGUACAGACAAGUCUGGGAUCCAUGCCUGGUUCAUUUUAAUAAAAGUGAGCUUGUCCACGUUGGCUGUGGACAGGUGGCUGCGCUUGUCUGUGAUAACGCCCCCUGCCAUGCUAAACACACGUUCAGACAAUACACUGGCUGCAGGGCAGGCCAGCACCUCCAAGGCAUAAAGGGCAAGCUCAUGCCAUGUGCCCAAUUUGGAGACCCAGAAGUUGAAUGGGGCAGACCCAUCAGUCAGUACGUGUAGACAUGUGCACACGUACUGUUCCACCAUGUUGCUGAAAUGCUGCCUCCUGCUAAGACGUCCCAUAUCAGAUGGUGGUACUGGUUGUUGUGGCAUGCUGUGAAAGCAUUUCCACAUUUCGACCAUGCUAAUCCUGCCUUCUGAGGUGCUGGCGGUGCCCCAGCUGCGUUGGCGACCUCUUCCUCCUUCUCUGCCUUUGCCUUGUGCUUCCACUGAGCCCCCGGUGUCAGUUGGGAAUACCCUCAGCAGCACGUCUAUUAGCGUGAGCUUGUAGUCGCGCAUCUUCUGAUCAUGCUCCAGUGAGGAAAUUAAGGACGGCAUGUUGUCCUUGUAAUGGGGAUCAAGCAGGGUGGCCACCCAGUAAUCAGAACAAGUUAGAAUGUGGGCAACUCGGCAGUCGUUGCGUAGGCACUGCAGCAUGUAGUCACUGAUGUGUGCCAGGCUGCCCAAAGGCAAGGACAAGCUGUCCUCUGUGGGAGGUGUAUCGUCUGUGUCCUCCGUAUCCCCCCAGGCACGCUCCAUUGAUGCCCACGAGCUGCAAUGGGUGCCACCCUGCUGUGUGGGUGCCACCCUCCUUCUCCUCCUCCUCCUCCUCCUCACCAUCCUCCUCCUCAUCCUCCAGAACUGUGCCCUGGCUGGACAAUUGUGUACCUGGCCUAUGCUGGUGCAGGAACCCACCCUCCAAGCCACUUGUGAAUGACUGGCCUGAUAUCCGUGGAAAUGACCUCCUCUUCCUCCUGUGCCACAUCCUCUUCCAUCAUCGCCCGCAGCGUUUUUUAGAAGCGUGAUAGUAACGCUGUGAAUGGCGUCAUCAGCACUGGCCGCGUUGGUGGAGUACUCGAAACAGUGCAAAAUGGCACACAGGUCUCGCAUGGAGGCCCACUCAUUCAUGGUGAAGUGGUGCUGUUCCGCAGAGCAACUGACCCGUGCGUGCUGCAUCUGAAACUCCACUAUCACCUGCUGCUGCUCGCACAGUCUCUGUAGCAUGUGCAAGGUGGAGUUACACCUUGUGGGCAUGUUGCAUAUGAGGCAGUGAGCGGGAAGGCCGAAGUUACGCUGCAGCUCUGAUAUAUCUGUGUAGUUUUUCAGGAAUUUCUGCACCACCAAAUUCAGCACAUGCACCAGGCAAGGGAUGUGCAUCAAACCGGCUAGGCCCAGAGCUGCCACGAGAUUUCGCCCAUUAUCUUGAGGCUUGAGGCUCAGUGGCAACAACCACUCAUCGGUCUAUUGUUCCCUGCCCGUCCACUGCUCCUGCGUAUAAUAUAUGAGUUUUAAAACAGCCUGCUGCUGUUUCCCCCUGGCUGUGCUGAAGUUGGUGGUGAAGGUGAUACGCUGACCGGAUGAGUAGGUGAUAAAGGAGGAGGAAGCAGAGUUGGAGGAGGAGGCAACAGGAGGCAAAGACAAAUGCCCUGCAAUCCUUGGUGGUGGAAGGACAUGCGCCAAACUGCUAUCCUUCUUAGGCCCAGCCGCCACUACAUUUGCCCAGCGUGCAGCUAGGGAGAUAUAGCGUCCCUGCCUGUGCUUACUGGUCCAUGUAUCAGUGUUUAUGUGGACCUUGCCACAGAUGGCGUUGUUUGAACAGGGAAGGGAUGGCUCGGAACCACGUACUGUGGGACAGCCACCGCCAUCAGGUUUUUAAAACUGUCUGUCUCCAACAGACAGAAUGACAGCAUUUCAAAGGCCACAAAUUUUGAAAUGCUGGCAGUCAGGGCCAGAGAUCACGGGUGAGUAAGGGGGGUACUUCCUCUUUCUCUCCAGUGUUUGGGAGAUGGACAGCUGAACGCUUCCAUUGGACAGUGUGGAGAUGCUUGGGGACGGUGGCGGACGUGGAGUAAGCACCUCAAAAACCAAGAAAGGUCUUAAGCUCCUCCUGCUUCCUCUUCUGCUGCUGUCUCGGCAAACAGAGGAUGUGGCAGGUGCCACUGUCACUCCAGAGGUGGAGGAAGAGGCCGAGACAGCAGCAGAAGAGGAAGCAGGAGGAGCCUGAGACCUUUUUUGGUUUUUGAGGUGCUUACCCAACUGCAGCUCAUGCUUUGCAUGUAGAUGCCUGGUCAUGCAGGUUGUGCUCAGAUUUAGAAUGUUUAUACCUCACUUCAGGCUCUGAUUGCACAGCGUGCAAACCACUCGUAUCUUGUCAUCAGCACAUUGUCUGAAGAACUGCCACGCCAGGGAACUCCUUGGAGCUGGCUUUGGUGAAAAAUUGAAAAGAGAAUCCUUGUAAUAUGUUUAAGUCAGAAUUGUACAUUAUAUUAUCAGAAGCUUUGAAACAAAAAAUAAUCACAAAAAUGGAGUUUGAAUAUCUUUAUAUCGAAUUCCCAAAAUUGGCUAUUUUCUAUCAAUUACCUAAAAUCCAUAAAAGUUUAGAAGAUCCACCCGGGAGACCAAUUAUCAGUGGGAUAGGCUCUCUCACCAGUAACAUCUCGGAAUAUGUAAUAUUAGCAGCCUCUUAUGUAAAAGAUUAAACUCAAAUUAUUAGAGAACUGGAAGGAAUAGAAUGGAAGGAAGAUUAUAUAUGGGUCACAAUAGACGUUACCUCACUGUACACGGUCAUUGAUCAUAUGAAAGGGAUAGCCGCUGUAAAAGAAGCGUUAGAUAAAGAUGGAGAGAUGUCUAAAAAACAGAGUGAUUUUAUCCUACAAUGCAUUGAUUUCAUUUUGCACAAGAACUCAUUUUGGUUUGAAGGAACCCAUUAUCUUCAGAUCUGUGGUACCACCAUGGGCACCAGGUUUGCCCCAAGCUACGCUAAUAUCUUUGUAGCAAAUUGGGAAGAUCAGUGUAUUUGGAAUAAUAACCUGUUUGGGACAAACCUGGUGCUAUGGAGAAGGUAUAUAGACGAUGUCCUUAUUAUUUGGAAGGGGGAUCUACAGUUGUUCAAUAGCUUUAUGUCUUAUGUUAAUUCUAAUGACUAUGGCUUGAAGUUUACCCAGGAAUUGGGAGAUAGGGAAAUCAACUUCUUAGAUCUGACCUUUUUUGUAGAGAGAAAUUUAAUUUGCAGUAAAACUUUUUUUAAACCCACAGAUUGUAAUAGUCUUAUAGAAUUCACGAGUUGUCACAACCCGAUAUGGUUGAAAAAUAUCCCUAAGAGUCAACAAACUAGGUUGUACAAAAAUUGCACAAACCAAAUGGACUUUGACAACCAGAUUAAAAUUCUUAAUAAAAGGUUCCUGGAUACAAGCUAUCCGAAAGAUCUACGUGAAAAAAGCCAGAAAGAAGUUAUAAGUAAGAAAAGAGAAGAAUUUUUGCAGAUAAAAUAGAGAUCUACUAGGUUAGAGACAAACUCAUUUGAUAUGGCAUUUAUUACGAAGUAUAAUAACAAAGCGACCAAAAUGGAUAAAAUCCUUAAAAAACAUUGGCCGAUUUUACUACAGGAUAGUCAUUUGUAUAAGGUAUUAUCGAAGAAGCCAAAAAUUGUAUAUAAGAAAACUGAUAGUUUGAAAACAAUUUUAGCACCUAGUAUUCUUCCGAAAGUAAGUUUGAAUAAGAAACCAGAAACUUUUUUGGGGAAGAGACCUAAUGGUUUUCACAAAUGUGGAAACUGUAGCACUUGUAAGUUCCAAAAACAAACCACCACUAAUUUUAAGAGUACAGCCAUGGGUGAAGAGUUUAUGAUAAAACAUUUUAUAACAUGUAGUAGUAAGAAUGUGAUAUAUCUUUUACAAUGUAUAUGUGGAAUACAGUACAUAGGUCGUACUAUUCGCAUAUUACAUGAGAGACUAAUUGAACAUUUUUAUGGUAUAAAAAAGAAAAGUGAAAAACAUAGUGUGCCUCAAUAUUGUGAUAGCUGCUCUGCCUUUACUUUUAACAAUUUUGUUUGCAUAGGCAUCGAUUUAGUUGCUCCACAUUGGCGAGGUGGUGACACCACUAAGACCUUAGCAAGAAGAAAAACAGAAUGGAUCUAUAAAAUGAAAACUUCCACUCCUCGAGGCUUAAAUACUGAUCUUGAUAUCUUGGCUUUCCUGUAAAGGGAUAGUAAUUUUAUUUUAAUUCAUUGCAUUUUUUUAGGCAUUUUUUUAUUCAUUUAUUAUAUUUAUUUUCUUUUUUAUUUUUCAUUUUUAUUUUUAUAUAUUUUUUUAUAUAUGGAAGCUUUUGAUACAGAAUUGGAACUGAGAAAUGCAUAUUGAAUAUUGAUAAUUGACUAAUUUGAGAAUUUGAGAGUGCUUUUGACUUACAAUUUUACCUGAGACUAAUAAUAUUAUAACUUUGUUUUCAUAGUAAAGAACAUGGUGUCUAUUGUGGAUAAAGAUAGAGAUAACUGUGUCCCAAAUGUAAUUGUGGAUAAAGAUAGAGAUAUAUUGUAUCCCCAAUGUAAUUUUUAUAUUAAUUUUUUAUAUUAACUUUUAUAUUGAUUUCUAUAUUAAUGUGUGUAUAUAUAUAUUUUGUUCUGUCGUUUUUUUAUCUUUGUUUUUAUUAAGAGUAUUUUAUAUGGAACACUGUAAUAAUGUUGCUAUUAUACUAAAGAAUAUGGUCAAUUGCCUUAAAUAAAGGAUAGGGGUAUAUGGAAUUAAGUAUUUAGAUUGUAAAGAUCACCACAAAAAACUAUAUAUGCAACAUUUUUUGGUUCCUGUUAUAUCCUUUUGAGUUUUUUUUAGUUUUUUUAGUUUUUUAUAGUUUUUUAAUAGUAUUAUGUAUAGUUUAAAAUUUAAGAUCGAGAAUUAAUGAACUAUUGGGUUCUAUGCUUUUUUUCAACUCUCCUCUUACAUAUUUGUUAUUUUGUGGUGAAUGCUAAGGUUGGUUUAUAAUAAUGGGCAUAGUGUUACGAGUCUUCUGUCACUUGUAGCAGUUUCAGUGCUACAUUGUGACUAAACUCGGAUGCCAAUAAAGUAUCACGCAGCCUCAUCCUGCCGCGCAUGCGUGCCAAAUAUCUCCCGAAAGCUACUGGUCCACGAGAGUACCCGUAGCUUGAAGGAGAUUGAUAUCGGUGUGCGCAUGCGCGAAGGAAGUUUUAGAGCGCGAAGAUUAAAGAAAUGGAGUAUAUAAGAAGAAAGAACGGCGGCGAGAGAAUCACAGCAUCCACAGCUCCUGAGGAAGUCCCAAAAAACGCGGGACGAAACGCGUUGAGCCUGAGCAACCAGAUCUACCGAUCGAGCAGUCCAGAGACUGUAUUUAAGAUCUAUAUUAGCUGCAAGUAGUUAUUUAGACUCAGGAUUCGCGACCUAGGUCUAUACAUUCAAUCUAUUCUGCUUGUUAGCAUAGCAGUGUUUCGAUAGGGUUUUUCCCCAGGUCUCAAAAUUGUACUGCUGUAUAGUGGUUUUUGUAAUAUUAGUAUUUCACUUUUUUACUGCAAUAUGUGCAGAAUAAUAAAAUUGUUUAUUUUUUAAUGCUAUCAUUGCAACUGAUUACUUGCCUGUAUAGUCUAGCGCCCUCUUAUAGGUGGGUUUAUUCCCAUCUUCUAUUCGUUUAGCUUGUUUUAUAGGUUUUUGGAGUGUUCCUAUAGAGUGGCAGCUUUUCUACUAUAGAUUAGAUCUAUAGUAUCUGGCAUCUGGAUCUAUUGCUCUAUUUGGUUUUGUGGCUUUGGUCUGCUCGGUCCCUGGGUGCGGUGGGCAGUAGCAGGCGUACUGUCUAUGGGACGGCAGCUCCGCUUCUGCACCCUGCUCCCUCUUAUGCUGUGCGACCACCGCCUCUUCCUCUAAACUGCACACAUCACUCGCAUGACCUUGAUUCCAUGGGGUGUCUAGGACCUCAUCAUCCUCCACAUCAUCUUCCACCCACUCCUCAACCCUGCCCUCCUUGCCGGUCUGCACACUGCAGAAAGCCACAGCAGUUGGCACCUGUGUUUUGUCAUCAUCAGAGAUGUGCUGUGGUGGUCCUCUCAUGUCCACAUCCUGAAACAUAAGUGGUUGUGCAUCAGUGCACUCAAUCUCUCCCACUUCUGGGGCAGGGCUAGGUGGAUGGCCCACGAAUCCCCACCAGCAGAGUCAUCAAAAAGCAUAAGAGACUGCUGCAUGACUUGUGGCUCAGACUGCCUGGCUAAUUUGCAAGGGGGUAAGGUGAAAGACAGAUGGCCAUGGGCUGCAGGUGGGAGACAAUGUGAAGGAACUGGAGGCACUGUCAGCCACCCAAUCUACUAUCGCCUGUACUUGUUCUGGCCUCACCAUUCAUAGAGCGGCAUUUGGGCCUACCAAAUAAUGCUGAAGUUUCUGUAGCCUACUCGUACCUGAGGAAGGUGUUUCACUUAUGCGUGUAGCUGGCACAGAUCGACCACAUACUCUCCCUGCAACUGAAGCUCCACCAACACCAGCAGCACCACGACCAGGGCCAUGUCCCUUAUUUGACGCUCUCCUAAUUCUUUGUGUUCACCCACUAAACUAACAGAUGGUUUAUGUCAGUCGACAGUGUCAUCGCUAAUAGUCAACAAUUAAGUUCACUGACAGUAAGGCAGUGCUGGUGUCCUAAAGAGAAAAAUUUAUAGAAUUUUUUUUCUAGAGGUCACACAACAGUGUGACAGGCAUAAUUAAUACAGUUACUUCACUGUCUCACAAAAUGUGAAUUUGUCAAACAACAAUGUAACAGUAGUCAGGGCAGCCAUCAGAAAUUUUGGGGCCCCUGACAAAGCACAAGGUCUGGGCUCCCCUCCCCUUCUCUUUCCCCCCCCCACCCUCCGGGCCCGCCCACACCCUACCUAGUCCACUGACAAUGAUGUAGGACUGAAUGUGGUGUGUAUAGUGGAAGUGAAUUAGAAUGUGUGUAAUGGAUGUAGUGUUUGUGUGAAUUAGAUACUGUUUGUGCAGUGAAUGCAGAGUGUGUGUUUGUGUAGCGGAUGCAGUGUGUAUAGUGAACGCAGAGUGUAUUUGAGUAGUGGAUGUAGUGUGUGUACAGUGAUGUAGUGUGUGUUUGUGUAGUGGAUGUGGUGUUUGUGUGUACUAGAUUAAAUGUGUUUAGUGGAUGCAGUGUCUGUAGUGGAUGUAGUGUGUGUAUUAGAUGCAGUGUCUGUGUAUAGUGAAUGCAGAGUGUUUCAAUUUGUGGUGGAUGUAGUGUGUGUACUGUGAAUACAGGAUGUUUGUGUAGUGGAUGCUGUGUGUACAGUUAAUGCAGAGUGUAUGGUAGUGAAUGCAGAGUGUGUGUCAGUAUAGUGAAUCCAGAGUGUGUGCAUAGUUUAGUGAAUGCAGAGUGUGUGUUAGUGUGUAAUGAAUGCAGAGUGUGUGUGAAUGUGUAGUGAAUGCAGUGUUAAUGUGUAGGGAAUGCAGAGAGUGUGUUAGUAUGUAGCGGAUGCAGAGUGUGUGUUAGUGUAGUGGAUGCAGAGUGUGUGUUGUGUUAGCAGAUGCAGAGUGUUUGUUGUGUUAGUGUAUGCAGUGUGUGUGUGUUAGUGUAUGCAGUGUGGGUUGUGUUAGGUUAGUGUAUGCAGUGUGUGUGUUUUGUUAGUGUAUGCAGUGUGUGUGUGUUAGUGUAUGCAGUGUGUGUUUUGUUAGUGUAUGCAGUGUGUGUGUGUUAGUGUAUGCAGUGUGUUGUGUUAGUGUAUGCAGUGUGUGUGUGUUAGUGUAUGCAGUGUGUGUUGUGUAAAUGUGCAAUCGGGGGGGGGGGAGGAAGGGGCAUUUUUACAUUAUUUUUUUUAUUAAAUGAAAUGAUAUUCCCCCCUCAAUGCUUACCUGUGUCCAGGGAGGGGGGAGAUUCCAUUCCUGGUAGUCCGGUGGGGGGGGCCCACGGCUCCCUGUUACCGCAGAGGGGGCCCAGGCAGCACACAGCUUCUCCUCUCUUCUAAUAACUCUCGCGAGACCCGGUUACCAUGGCAACGCUCUGCGGGUCUCGCAAGAGUUAUUAGAAGAGAGAAGAGAGGAGAAGCUGUGUGCUGCCUGGGCCCCCUCUGCGGUAACAGGGAGCCGGGGACCCACGGCUGCACACAUAGAUAGCGAUAUUCGCUAUCUGUGUGUGCAGAGAAAGAAAGUGAGACCCAGUACUGCCAGAGCAGUCUGGGCCCCCCAGGGCCGCCGGGCCUGUGACAACAGUCAUGGUUGUCACCCCCUGAUGGCGGCCCUGACAGUAGUAUUUAACGGUUUUAUUGGACUGCAAGAAAUGCACCAAAGGCCACAAAUGUACUAUUUAGCACAAAAACUGUGAUUUCUUAAACCAACAGUGUAAUGGUAGUAUUUAAGGGUUUUAUUGGACUGCAAGGAAUGCACCGCAGGCUGCAAAUGUACUAUUUAGCACCAUAAAAAUGUGAAUUAGUCAAACUGCAAUGUCACAUCAGUAUUUGACGGUUCUAUUUGACUCUCAGAUAUGAAGUGCAUGCCCCAAAUUUAUUUUUUAGCACCAAAAAAAUGUGAAUUAGUCAAACUGCAAUGUCACAGCAGUAUUUAAAAAUGCCUAGAUGUUGCCCACUGAGCUACCAGAACAAGAUUAAAGUAAUGUGCCUGGCACACAUGCAGUUGCAAGUGCACUGCACUUGCACAAAUGGUCCCUGACGCCCACCUAAUAAACAGACUGAUUGCUUAUUUCUCUGUGGCACUGGGCUCAGGGCAGGGUACAAAAAUGUAGUAUAGCACCCACAAAAAUAAUAAGGGCACACGAGUCAAACGCUUGUUGAUUGGAUGCCCUGCAGCUUUUCAAAACGUGCCAUUAAAUACCCGAACACCAAACUCCAACCCGAACUGUUACUGAAUUGUCUGGGUUCGGAGUCAAAAAAUCGUAAUGUUCAGUACGAACCCAAACUUUACAGUUCGGGUUCGCUCAAUUCUAAUUUUUAUUAAUCUCCAAAAUAACUAAGGUUUGUAUAGAGUUCUGUAGCCUAGGUCAUUCAUACACAGCACAAACAACUCCUAACCACACACACACACACACACACACACACUAAACUACACUACAAACAGCCCAUUCCCACACAAAACAAAAAAAAAAUAAAUAAACUAUCCACAUAGACAUAUAAGCACUUCUAUUUGCAGAACCACAAAACACACCACAGAUAUCUCUAUCCACACAGACACACACUGUACCAAAAAAUUAACACCAUGCAUACUACAAAUAUCUUUCCAUUAAAUAUAAAACACCACAAGCAGCACCCUCCACAAAAACACUAUAAACAGUCUACCUACAUACACACAACAUACUAUGCCUGUCCUAAUGUUGUCAUCUGUCCUGCUAAUUAUAGAGACAAAAUAGCCAAGCAGCCACAAAUGCAGCAUAAGCUUCCUGUUAGAUGAGCUUGUACUAAGUACUAAGCAAACAUAGUAUAUUUUCCACAUGCACUCUUCAGCAGGGAUCUGCACACCGACUGCCCUUGAGGGCUUACUCACAGUAGCUCCCCUCACAGUAGCUUGAGGGUUGGCAAAAUGUUGAGGCAAAGGAAAAAGAAAAUAGGGCUUUCUACAUAUCAUUUAUGACAAACCCCACUUUAGACAUAUUGGAAAGAAUUAUGAGGGCCAUCCAUAUAUUAUCUUCUGACCACUUCAUUGGUGUUGACUUUCCCCUGGGGCAUGAUGAUUGUUCAACAAUAGAGCAAAUUCAUAAAUUAUAGAUUGUGCUAAUGGAGUGGACCCUCUAAUCUUAAUUUUAGUAAUGACAGGAGGCGAGUAUAUGCAUAAUCUUUCUUUACUUAACAACUGCAGCAGCACAGAUCAAUCAAAAGUUUUAACCUAUCAGAAUCAAGAAACAUUUCUACAUAUGUCUCUGUGGUGCCUGCCUCUUCCUCUUUCUUUGAAGCGAAACUAGUAGAACAAGAACAAGAACAAAGUCAAUAACAUAGUGGAUCCGUUAAACUUCAACAACAGAUGGAAACAGCCAGUAAUCCGUGGUAGCUCAGUAUAGGUAGCCAAUGUUCAUACUGAAAAGAACAGAAAUAAGUGAAAGGGAGGUUCAAGAAGAAACAAGGAAGGGAAAUACUCGCCUCUUGUCAUCACUGAAAUUAAGAUUAUAGAUACACUCCGUUAACAUAAUCUACAAUUUUACCACAUGACAGAAGGCUUCAUAUUUGCAUUUUUAAUGCUAUGUAAGAAGAGCAAAGAAAGCAUGAGAAGUGGGUCUGAAGUAUAAAAUCUGAAAAGUGUCUUUGCAAGACCAGUCCGCAGAACGCAUGAUAUCCGACAAGGAGGCGCCCGACGAAAAGGCUUGCGUUGCAGCCGCUGCAUAUGGAAUGCGCCCUGAAUGACUGUUCGAAGCCCGCCAGAGACAAAAGCCAUCUGACCCAUCUAGCGAGGGUCGUGGAUGAGACCGGUCCAUGUGGGUGGAUAUAAGACAGGAGUAAUUGUCCCGAGGAAGUACGACGGAGAGUUGCGGUAACUUCCACAUAACGAAGAAGCAUUUUGACCACGCAGAGUCGUGGAGUGAAGGAAAAAAUGGGUAAAAAAACGAGGACGAAUUUGUUUUCGCCCUUCUAGAAAACCAAAAAGGGAUGUGGGCUGCCGAUAUUGCUGAUCAUGUAACGUUAGCCGAACGAUAGGACUGGCCCGUCAAAAAUAAAGAGGAUAGGAAGUUCAGAACUAAAGGAACAGGGGCUGAAAUGGGAUCCAAGUCCCUCUCCAAACACCAGCGAGACCAUCUGUUCCAGGCUGCCAGGUAGUACCGUCGAGUGCCUGGGGCCCAUGAGUCCCACAGAAGAUCCUUAGAUCCCAUCGAUGUCCCAAGACCAUCCAGGCCAACAAAUGGAGUUGUUCUUGUAGGACGAGCAGAUGUAACUCCCCUUGAGGGUUGGUUAGUAGGGAUGAGAAGGUCGGGAGUCUCAGUGGGUAGUUGCACGAUAGUUCCAAUAGGUCCAGGAACCAGGCCUGACUUGGCCAGAGUGGUGUUAUCACAAGGAUGGUUGUCCCUUGAUUCCGUAUCUUGUGUAGGACCCUCACUUUCAUGGAGAACAGAGGAAACGCAUAGGCACCCUGGGUGCAGAAAUGCGUCCGCUGAUUCGCAUUCCGGAUCCGGGAGUCAUCUGUAAAACCUGGGCAGUUGGUGAUACGCCCUGGAAGCGAACAGGUCUAUUUGUAGUGGACUCGUGUGUGAUAACAGAGCCCGGAAGACUUCCACAUUCAAAUGCCAGUCACUGUUGUCCCUCCAGUGGCGGGAGUACCAGUCUGCUACGAGGUUGGAUGUCCCUGGUAGUUAUUCCGCUUUUUUAGCAUGAUGUUCCUGGCCAGGCAAAAGGUGUAAAUGUCUUUGGUCAUCUCCAAAAGUGCCCUAGAUCGGGCCCCUCCCAGGCAAUUAAUAUAUUGCAAUGCUGACAGGUUGUCCAUGCGCAGUAGAAUACAGCAAUUCGACAUGUGUUUGGCCAAGCUCCUGAUGGCAAAGGAGCCUGCUACUAGUUACAAGCAGUUGAUGUGUGUCUCUGACUCUUCGUGAAGCCAUGGGCCCCCUGUGAAGGCAUCUGCACAGUGUGCCCCCUAGCCCCACAGGCUGGAAUCCGAUUUUACCACAAAGUCUGGUGAGGGACCAAAGAUGGCAUUCCCAUUCAAGGGUAGCAUAUGGACAAGCCACCACCUGAGUUCGGUGCAUACUUCUGUGUUGAGUGGUAUUACCUGAUCGUAUGAGUAUCCUGCUUGCAGAAAGCAUGCUUUGAGCCGUUGCAUGGCUCUAUAAUGGAGAGGUCCCGGGUAUAUCGCCUUGAUGGAUGUGGAGAGCAGACCCACAACCUGUGCUAGGAGUCGAAGUGGGAUGCGUUUCCUCCGUAGCAUUUUCCUGAUCUCUUUUCGGAUGGAGGCAAUCUUUGACAAUGGUAGGCGCAGUAAGCACGUCAUGGAGUCGAUUUCGAAUCCCAAGAACUGAACCUUCUGUGAUGGCGUGAGGGCCGAUUUUUCUCGAUUUACAACAAACCCCAGUGAUUCCAGAAACUCCACGAUAAAUCUCGUCUGAGAUAGCAGUUAUGAGGACGAACCGCAGAAGAUCAGAAUAUCGUCUAGGUAAAUUAGACACCGGACACCCAUGGCGCACAGGUGCACCAUGAUGGGCUUCAGCAGUUUUGUAAAACACCAAGCUCAGUCCAAAUGGCAGGCAGGUGAACUGGCAUGCGGUGUCCCUCCAACGGAAACGCAGGAAUCGUCUGCAGGAGGGUGCGAUGGGAACUGACAGGUAAGCAUCCUUGAGGUCCAAGAGUGAACCAAUUGUCCUUCAGUAGAAGGUCGCGGAGUAGAUGGCUACCCUCCAUCUUGGAGUGGCAGUAGACCAUGAACGAGUUCAACUGUCGAAAGGUUGAUGACUGGUCUCAAUUCGCCUGUCUUCUUUUGCACCAAGAAAAUGUUGCUGAGAAACACCCUGUCUUUGGGGGCCAGCUGGACAGCGCCUUUCGAGAAUAGAGCCCAUAUCUCUGCGUCUAUGUGAAGUACCUGGGAUUCGUAAUGUGUGUGUACGUCUCGAUUGGAGAGGGUUUCUAUGAUGAAUCCCUGCAACAUCUGCAAUAUCCAUGCAUCCGCCGAGAUGUCCCUCCAGUUCUGGAAGAAAAGAGACUGUCUCCCUGUGUUUAGCAUAGAACAAGGGGAAUGUAAAGUAGGACUCACCUGAGGGAAAGUGACCACGUCCCCAUCUGCGGGAGCCUCUAGUCCUGGGUGUGCCUCAAUAGUUUGUGGACUGUCGGUAGUUGGAACUCAGGUAGAAUGAGUUGGAAGAUGCGUUGGACCUGGGUCCCAAGGACCAGAAGCGGCUGGUGGCACGGCAUCUCUGCCACUCAGCUCUUCAGAAAAUACCACGUGAAGAUUGAUGACAGAAGACCUGUCGGAGGGACAUCUGGGCCUUGUUGAGCAUAGUGAAGAGGGAUACAUGUUUAUUUAGUUCGAAGAUGAAGGUGUCUCCAAACAAAAGGCCUUUUGGCAGCUGCCACUAGUUCCUUAAUGGCCAUGUUCAGGAGUUUGGCAUCCAAGCGGACCAGUGCCCCUCUGCAUCUUUCCGUGCAUAGGGCCGCAUUCGUGUUGCCUAGGAGGCAUAUGCUUUGUUGCGCCAUUCACCGCACAGCAUGGGGAUCAAGUAGCGUGCCCUGGAACAGGGUUAUGUCUGCAAAGUACAGUAGCUUUGCUAAGCGGCCCAGGAUGUUGAGCAGCUUGUCCUGUGUGGGCUUCAGACCACGUUCAGCUCCUUUCCUGGGGUCCCAUCCCAUCCGGGACAUGAAAAUGACCACCGUCUGGUCAAAUUCCGGAGUCAACUCCCACUGUGCAUGUGAGCAGCGGGUGAAACACCCCGUAAUCCCCACCACCCGGCUACCCCCCCACACAAUGCCAAAACCAGCAGGAGGAGCAAGACCAGCACCCUACCCUCCCAAAACUUUCCCGCCGGUAGAGAGGCCAGGCACCACAGAGACAUAUGUAGAAACGUUUUUUGAUUCUGAUUGGUUAAAACUUUUGAUUGAUCUGUGAUGCUGGAGUUGUUAAGUAAAGAAAGAUUAUGCAAAUAGGAAAGCCUCCUGUCAUGGAGUUGUUAAGUAAAGAAAGAUUAUGCAAAUAGGAAAGCCUCCUGUCAUGUGGUAAAAUUUAAGGAUAUCACAGAAACUUUGAGCUGCUGCAAUGCUAUAAACAAUAAACAAGAUGAAUGCCUUGCUGGAAAACAAGGAAGUUGUUCCUGGUGGCACACUCCGCUGAUGUAGAAGCAGUAGUCUGGAAGCUGAAAGACCUACUUAAAACGUGUCUUCUCAAACAAGUUAGUAAUUUUCUUGAACUGAUUCUAGUUUUUAUCCUCGGAUUAAGGGGCACAUGGCAUACUGACUGCUGGCUGCCCUCAGCCAAUGAAUGCAACUCUGUGCUUAGAAAAAUGCAUAAGAUUGACAUUAGCCAGACCUGCAAAAAGCUGUGCCAGACCAUUUUUCUAGGUUGGCUAAUGACACCCCUAUGAUGCUGUCAGAGGUGAAAUUACACCUCCAGCAGCAAAGGAGGCACAUUUUGUGUGUGCAGCAUUUCAUAAUGAAACACUGCACAUACAGAUUCCAGUUACCAUGCCCACUUCAAAUCACUGAAGGGAUCAUGGUGCUUGGAGUGACCCUUUAAGAUACAAUGCUGUAUGCACCUGUUAUUUUAUUUAGGUAGGAGGAACACCUUGCUUCCUCUGUCAGAGUCUCAAUUACAGAUAAAGCACAUAUAUUCAGGUUGACCAGAUCCACCAUGUUUUCAGAGACACAUAUAAAUAAUUUAUUUUUUUACAUUAGGAGAUAUAUAGCACCAACAUAUUUCACAGAACUUUAUAAUGAUAGAAAAAAAAUGAUAUUUAGAAGUGAAGAAUGCUCUACUCUAACAAGCUUACAAUCCAUGAAGUUUUGAGGCAGGCAGAUAUAUCUAGUUAGGUGUUUUGCCCAAGGAUAUUUAGUGGUAAGGUCAACGUGCCAUAUGUUUAAUAAAGUGGCAAGAGACUAGUGAGAAUUAUCAAUAUAAGUGUCAAAAUAAGGAGUAGAUUUAGUGUGGCAAGGUCAAUUUGUGUUGUUUACAAUGAUACCACUCCUCGUUGAAGUCCCCUACUAUACCUGUUGAUGAUCUUCAUUCAGUGGUGUAUCCUGGUUUUGUGCUGCCCUAGGCAGGACAAAGCUCAGGCACCCCCCACCCCCCACGCCACCCCCACCCAACAGUUCCCCCCGCCCCACCUUCUAAAUACACACACACACAAACACACACACACAGUCAGAUACAAACACAGUCAGAUACAAACACAGUCAGACACAAACACACACACACAGUCAGACACAAACACACACACACACAGUCAGACACACACACACAGUCAGACACAAACACACAGUCAGUCAGACACACACAGACAGUCAGACACACACACAGUCAGACACACACACACACACACACACUUUUUUUAUUUUAAAUUUAACCCCCCCCCCCAGCCUCCUUACCUUUGGGAAUGCUGGGGGGGUCUCUUUCUCCCUGGUGGUGCAGUGGCUGCCAGUCGGGCUGGGCGGGCCCGCACAGCAGCCAGCGCCGACACGCCCAGCCCAGCAUUUGGGGCGCAGCGUUUUUUGCCGCUUCCUGAAAAAUGCCACCCAAGACAAAUGCCUUGUUUGCCUCGCGGCUAAUACGUCCCUGUCUUCAAUAGAGUGUAAAACUAGAAUUUAUAGAUUAAUUGGAGAGAGAAAUUAUGGUUUAAACAUUAGCACAGACAAUGUGAAGAUUAAGGUUAGAUAUUAAUUACUUUACAAUUUUUAGACAGACAUCUGUUUUUUUGUAAACUCAGUUCAUUCCCAGGACACAACUACAGCAAAGACAAACAGUUAAAACCCUGCAAUAACAAAAUGAUCUCAUCACAUAAAAUUUAAAUCUUCACAUAAAAACUUUCAUGCCUGAUCUUGCACAGAAAAUACUCAAUAGUAGGUUGGUAUUAAAUCCAAAAAGCUAUGCCAGAUCAUAUGUCUUGUUUUUGCAUGGAUAAUUAUCUCUAAAUGAUCCCAGAAACUCAGGGUACAAGUGUUUACUCAUUGUAUGUCAUCUGCCAAGUUCUACACCCAAGUGUUAACUCUUUGAGGACCAAGUGAACUGUGCUUAAAAGUUUAACAAUGAGUCUCAGAGUUAUUUUUUAGACUAAGGGUUAAUAUUUAAUAAUCCAUCUAAACAUUACAAAUAAUCUUUUCAUUCAGCUUUUAUUAAAGCAGUGAAAGCAGGUGAACAGGAUUAGAUGAUUAGCUAUAUUAUUUACAAGGCUUAAUUUACACGCUUAAAACAUUUUUUUUUUUUUUUAAUCAUACAAUAUUUGGUGUGUUUUUUGUGGACAUAAUAAAGAGUGCAAGAUGUACAUUUAUGUUAUGCAUUGUGUAAUAUAUUUAUAGUAUUAUUUCCUUCAAAUGAAACAUUUAACCCCUUAAGGACUGAGCCAAAUGUACACGUUGUAAUCAAAACAAAACGUAAACCAUAGCUUGAAUUUGCGCUGUAUGUCUGUUCAGGCGUAAUUCGCCUCUUACAUAUUAUGUGCACCCACACUUAUUAUAUAUCAUUUUCUUCAGGGGAAAAAGGGCUUUUAUUUAACAUCAAAUAUUUAGGUAUGAAACAUAAUUUAAUAUGAAUAAAAUAUAAAAAAUUGGGAGAAAAUAAGAAUAAAAAAAAAUAAUUAGUUCUACGUGACAUUUUAACUGUGAAUGCCAUAAUAAUGUUUGUUUUACUGCAAUAAAAUACCCAUAUUUGUAUUCAACAAUGUCUCAUGUGUAAAACAGUACACAACAGUACACAGUUUUGGGAAGUUACAGGGUCAAAUAUAGCAUGUUACCGUUUUCAGUUUUUUCACAUUGAAAUUCGCCAGAUUGGUUACGUUGCCUUUGAGACCUUAUGGUAGCCCAGGAAUGAGAAUUACCCCCAUGAUGGCAUUCCAUUUGCAAAAGUAGACAACCCAAGGUAUUGUAAAUGGAGUAUGUCCAGUCUUUUUUAGUAGCCACUUGGUCACAAACAAUGGCCAGGAAAACAUAUACGUAGAAUUAUAUACAGAUGGGGUAAGUUCCAUAAUUAAUAUUUGGUAUAUAUUGGUAUAUUUUAUGCACUGUCAUUAUCUUGAUAAAGACCCUGAAGGGUUGAAACGUUGAUGUAGAUUGAUGAAUAUUUUUUUAAUACACUAUUGGCAAAUCCAAGUGAGUGCUCUUGUUUAUUGGACUGGAGGCACCCGGGUAGUUUAUUUUUUAUUUUUCACGUGGCGGUUGAGUGCCAGAGUCCGAUAUAUAUAUAUAUAUAUAUAUAUACGUGUGUGUGUGUGUAUAUAUAUAUAUAAUUUUUUGUUUAUUUUUAUUUAUAUAUAUAUGGAUAUAUAUUUAUAUAGUGAUAUAUACAUAUAUACUUAUGUAUUUAUAUAUAUAUAUAUAUAUAUUAUUUUGUUCUACAUGUAUUUUGAUAAAAAAAAAUAUAUAUAUAUAUAUUAAUUUUAAAAUACAGUUAGAACAAUCUUACACAUAUAGAUUUUUUAUUUUAUUAUUUUUUUUACGUAUUUUUACGUAUUUGCAUAUUUUUAUAUAUCAUAAUUAGUCCGUUGUGCUGCCAUCUUCAUCCACCGGAAAGAAGGUAUAUCCCCCUUUAGUGGGUAAUAAGCUGUUUAAAACCCUAAUUCUCAAAUUGGCUCUAUAGAAGGUGAGCACUAUACCUUAUGAUAUCUAUUUAUAUCCAUAUUUUGGUCUAAUAUACUACACUAGAUAGAUAUCUUCCCUUUGUUUCUUUCUGAGGGAAGGUGUCUCCUUCAUUCAAAUUCAUGGCGUUUGAGAUUUGAGCCAGUUCUACACUUGGCUCUACCCUUGUGAGUUGCAUUUUUUCUACCUAAGGACCUGCACAUCAGCCUUAGCAUACUUCACUAUUUUACUUUUAUCUUUUUGUUUUAUGUACUCAACUUCUCCUUGGGACAUUUGAUACCCCUGUUUUUAGGGGUAAGUACGCUUUAGUGCUCCACUCACUGAGUUUUCUGGGAGAGGACUGAUUUUUAUCACCCCCUACCUAACUCUCCAACCUACACUCUAAAUGUUAUAUGUAUGUAUGAUGGUUAGUAAUGGUUAGUAUUAUUCCUCCUUUGUUUACUAUUAUCUAAUAACAGCAUCUAUCGUUUAACACUACAGACUAUUACUACAUUGCUACUUUGAUCUGAUAUUUACCAUUUACCACUUUCAGGAAUUAUUUGGUCAAAUGGGGAAAACUGGAAAGUGAUGAGAAGAUUUACCAUCUCAACACUCCGUGAUUUCGGAAUGGGAAAGUCCAGCAUAGAGGAGAAAAUUACUGAAGAAUGUAGUCACUUGAUUCAGCAUUUUGAAUCAUUUAAAGGUUUGUAAACAUAAACAUUUUAAAGUUUUAAAAUAUAAAUAUGUUUGCUAUAAUGAUUUGAGAUUUAGUUUUAUCUCUUUUUAUGUAUAUAUUAAUAGAAACAUAGAAUGUGACGGCAGAUAAGAACCAUUCGGCCCAUCUAGUCUGCGCAAUUUUCUAAAUACUUCCAUUAGUCCCUGGCUUAUCUUAUAGUUAGGAUAGCCUUAGGAAUAUGCCAAGCAUGCUUAAACUCCUUUACUGUGUUAACCUCUACUACUUCAGCUGGAAGGCUAUUCCAUGCAUCCACUACCCUCUCAGUAAAGUAAUUCUUCCUGAAAUUAUUUUUAAAACUUUGUCCCUCUAAUUUAAGACUAUGUCCUCUUGUUGUGGUAGUUUUUCUUCUUUUAAAUAUAGUCUCCUCCUUUACUGUGUUGAUUCCCUUUAUAUAUUUAAAUGUUUCUAUCAUAUCCCCCCUGUCUCGUCUUUCCUCCAAGCUAUACAUGUUAAGAUCCUUUAACCUUUCCUGGUAAGUUUUAUCCCGCAAUAUUUGUAUUUAUUUUUGUAGCAGAGAAUUUUGAAAUGACAAGAUUUUGGGAGAACCUCUUUUUCUCAAGUAUAUCAUAUGAAAUUAGUAUAGUUUGAAGCAUAUAUAUGGAGAAUUAUAUAUAUAUAUAUAUAUAUAUAUAUAUAUGGAAGGCGUGGCCUGAAGUUGUGGGAAGGGCUGGGUUACCCUUCUUAAGGGACUCCAGACCCUUCCCUCACUACCUGUUAGGUGCGACGGAUUCUCACGAAAGUCUUCGUCACUUCCGGUUUUCAGACAGCAGUUUCCGGCGGGCUCGCUCGCACGCGUCAGGUCGGGCAGUUCUCCGAAGCAUCCAGCACUACAUCCGGAUACCACGGGUGGGAGCACGCUAGGUCAGGCAGUCCGCGGAAAAUUUUUCACACGGCAAAUCGUAAGUUGAAACGGCCGUCGCAAAUUUGGCGGCGCGGCCGUUUUACGUCAUCACUAAGCAUCAAUACUACACGCUCACAAUUUCUAUUGUAAUACUAUGUUAUACAACAACCUACUCACAACUUUGUCACAUUAUAAGCACUCUUAUGCUUAUUUCUUACGUUACUAUUAUUCCUGUGUCCAUUCAUUACAACGCUGUUACCUAAAAGCAUACACUAGGCACCAGAGCGACCUCUGGUGUCUAAAAAAUUGUGAUUUUGAAUUCUUAUACCUGUUCUGUCAUUUAUGCUAUUUUAAAAUUGCAGUUAUUUAAAGCAGUUUGGCAUAUGGGGUUACAAUCAGUAGUGUGUACAGAUACGUUUUAUAUGGGGCACGUAUUUUACAAUUAGGCUGCUAACCUAACAAUGACUACGGAUCUUGGUAUUGGGGAAUAUAUAUAUAUGCAUGAUUAGCACUUAAGAUGUCGUGUAAACUCUUUCAGUAUUUUCUGCAUUCCCACGGUGGGCAGCUAUUCUAACAACUUGCUCAGGACUUAGGUCCCUUCACUCGAGUUUCUACUUAACAGUCACCCUACGCCAGGGUCCUCAUAUGUGUUUUCUGUAUUUUAGGUAUAGGCAUCCUUGCUCUUGUUAAUUGGUGCCCAGCCCUCUGCUAGGGCAAUAUUGCCGGUAGGUAUCUGAAUAACAGGGGACUUAGGGGUUAUAUUUCUGUGCCCGUACAAAUAUAUAUUACUUUCAUAGGUGACUACAGAUCGUCUGUACCUCCUUUUCCUCAUUAUAGCUGUCAAACCGCUCAUCAGGUACGUCAUAUCUUUUUCGACUAUUUUCCCCAUACCUUCCCUUUCGGCUUAGUACAGAUUUACUGGCUUACAAUAAAUAGGACCCACUAGCUACGUUUUCUGGCCUCUUAUGCCUUCGUUAGUGGUCCCGCGAGGCCAACACCCAUCCUCAUUUCGGAGGUACGGCAUUCCCUCGGGCCAUUUCAUAGCUAGCCGCCUCGCUUAGUUGCAUAGAGAGGGCCUCACUUGUCACUCCCAUUCUGUCUUAUGCCUUUACAAGUCACAGAGAGGCCACCACCCUGCCAUAAUGCCAAUGGCCACGUUUUCCACACGCGCCAAAUCAUAGAUAGUGCCUCUCAAGGCCGCUUGGCUACUAGCAGGGCCUCACCUGUCACGUUACUUAAUAAUUCUUCGCCGCUUGGCAUUAGUUAUCAUAAGCCAGUUGGAUAGCACCCCAGGUAACAUGUUAUUUUAUGUUGUAGCAUGUCUCAAGCUCCGGAAGGAAGGGAAGUUGAGUCCUUACCCAGUACACCAGCUAGAUCAGUCACGCCGUCUCGGGGUGACGACAUCGCAAGCCCUGCCUCACUCAGGGCAUGGACUAUUCCCAGGAUCACGGCCGAAUUAAGGAAGAGAAAUAUUCCUUUCCCUGCUACAGCUAGGAAAGCAGAACUGUACAGAUUGCUGAACACACAGACUGAUAACGCUGGGGCGGGUGAAGGGUCCAGUGGCACCCAGUCUUCAGAUCUGAAUACGAUUCUGUCCUCAGUUCUGACCUCUUUGGGGCGUAUUACUGACAAGCUAGACAAAAUGGAUGCAGAUAGCCAGCAAAAGUCACUGGCUGCUGCAGUGGAUCCGGCCGCUUCGGUCCAUUUGGACCCCCUACCGGGUAAUUUACAACAUAGGUUAAAAGACCCACAUAUUAUUAACCCCGCACACAUGGUGCCUGCUAAAACAAAGAAGGACAUCUUGGAGGGGAAAGAUAUCAAUUUGGUUUCACUUUUGAUAGCCUCACAAGAUGUCCUAGAGAAUAAGACCUACGCAUACGGUGAUGUAUCAGUGGUAUUGAAGUCCAGAGACCCCAGGUUGAAUCAGAAGCUAUCAAUUCCAGAAUUUGUACUGGCUUUCGGUAUAUACAGAGAUGUAAUAUGCUCGGUAUACCCGGAUAGGAGGGAGGAAUUGGACCUGUAUCUCAACAAGCUGGUGGAUUUGGGGCAUAAGUACGGUGGUACGUCUUUUUACGACUACCACCGUGCCUUUUCCGCGAAGGCGUCGGCAGCCCUUUCACAGUUCAAUUACCAAAUGGAUUGGGGCGUCCUGGAUACAGAGCUUUUUUGCCGACACUUCGCGGGCCUAAAAACCCCAGCUUGUGCCAUUUGCUCGUCCAAUUCUCACACGGCUAAUCUGUGCCCUAAUUCUCCAGAGGUAAACGCUGUUUUUCCACCUCCUAAUGUAGUACCCACAGGGAGACCUGGCAAGGUGCUUAAAGAUAAACUAGGCCGUGACAUAGUGUUUUUGGGUAAAUCGCAGGUCUGUAACAAUUUCAACUCAGGUUCCUGCGGUUACAGUGCCUGCAGACUUCUCCAUGUUUGCUCACUAUGUUUCAGAGCUCACUCCAAGGCAAUGUGCCCAAAUAAACUAUACCCUAAGCAGUACUUAUCGUCUCUUCAUGUCUCCCUACUGAAACAACUUUUGCGGGAUCACCCUUCCCAACAUCUCGUUGAUUUUUUGGUGACAGGGUUUAAGAUGGGGUUUCACACGGGUAUUAUUCACAUGCCCACGGGGAUCCUAGAAUGUAAUAAUUUGCAGACAGCCUUGGCAGCACCCAACACUAUCGACUUACUCCUACAGAAGGAAAUUGACCAAGGUUUCUUAUUAGGCCCUUUCAACCCCCCGCCUUUCGCAGUUUGGAGGACAAACCCCAUAGGACUGGUCACCAAUAAAUCCUCCAAUAAACAAAGAUUAAUUCUCGAUCUGUCCGCCCCCCAUGCAUCUCAUACCCCAAGUCUGAAUUCACUAAUCCCGUCUGAGGAGUUUUCCCUCCAGUAUGCCACCAUCGAUCAUGCAGUCACAGCCAUACUCUCAGCAGGGGUAGGGGCAUGGCUGAGUAAAACUGAUAUUGCCAACGCUUUUAAGCUGCUCCCUAUCCACCCAUCCCUAUGGCAUUUGCAUGGUGUUAAGUGGCGAAGUUCAUAUUACUUCUUCACGCGUCUCACGUUUGGCUCAAAAAGCAGCCCUAGGAUUUUCGAUAUCUUCGCGGAGACGUUGUGCUGGAUGCUGCUUAACAUCUGCAGAUGUCCCACAGUUAUCCAUUACCUGGACGAUUUCCUGACCAUAGAAAGUAACCUAGUACCUCCCAGUAGCCUCCAGUCUAUCACAAAACUGUUUACACAACUAGGGGUGCCUAUUUCACCUACCAAGACUGAGGGUCCGGAUACUAUCAUCCACUUUUUGGGGGUGGUACUGGACUCUGUACACAUGCAAGCUAGCCUACCCAGAGAAAAGAUUGAGCGCAUCCUGGCAGCUAUCGACCUUUACUUAGGAGGAGGCUCAUGCAAUAGGAAGGAGUUGCAAUCCUUGUUGGGUUCUCUAAAUUUCGCUAUGAGAAUCAUUCCACAAGGUAGAGCAUUCAUUUCAAGGUUACUUAGCCUGUUUCCAAUGUUGCAAUCUGACACCUCCCGCAUUACUUUAGACGUACAGGCCACCGCUGACCUACAUAUGUGGAAGGAGUUUUUGCAAAAUUGGAACGGGAAAAGCAUGUUUAUACCGGUUUGGUCAGAGAAGUCGGAGUCAGUCUGGACGGAUGCCGCAGCCACCUCAGGUUUUGCAGCAAUAUGGGGCAAUGAAUGGAUGUGGGGAGAAUGGCCUAGGGAAAUUACAGAGAUCCCCGGUUUAAGGACACAUCAGCCUUGUUUGAGCUCUAUCCUAUCUUAGCGGCAGCAGUUAAGUGGGGAGCAAGUUGGUCCGGGAAUACGGUUCGUUGCUUCUCGGACAAUAUGGCAACAUGCCAUAUUGUAAACAAGGGGCGUUCCUCUUCCCUCACCAUCAUGCGUUUCAUGAGGACUCUCACAUGGCUCGCUGCAAAACACAGUUUUCUUCUCACUUGUGUUCAUGUGCUUGGGGUUCUCAACAUUGCAGCUGAUCAUUUGUCACGGUCUCGGUUUCAGGAGUUUCGGGAGGCCCUGUCAACAGCGGCCCUCAUACCAACUCCAGUUCCAAAGUGGCAGGAAAUGAUCUGGGACUAAAAGUUCUGCUAUGUCAAGGGCGACAACUCUCACAGCUCGGUCUCUCCGAUAAUACCAGAAAGGCAUAUGAAAGGGCUUUCCAUGUUUUCAAUAAAUUCUUGUUGGACUUUAAUGUCACUGACCAGUUUUCUAUGGAAACCAUUAUUGCUUUUAUUUCUUUUUGCCACUUUCGUCUAACAUUAUCUUACAAUACCAUCAAAUUAUAUAUCACAGGCAUUCAGCAUCACAUCCUCACCACUUGGCCUAACAAACAACGCUUUCUGUCGUCCUACCAAGUUAAGGCUAUACUUAAAGGCAUCAAAGACUCCGCCCCUAUAGCCUCACCAACUAGACUACCCAUACACGAUGUAUUGUUUCAGUCACUGUCAAAACUACUAGACACCUCACCCUUUGAAGCUCAUACUAAUCGUGUAAUUAAAGCCGCCAUCUAUCUAGCAUUUUACGGGUUUUUACGGCCCCGAGAAUUCACUACUACUAGCUAUAAUUCACCCAUUUUCCUCACAAGGUCCGAUCUCAUAAAGGUCCAAGAUCACUAUCUUCUCUUACUGCACCAUACCAAAACAAGCGCCCCCGGGCAAACGGUCACUAUACCCUAUUACCCCACAAGUAAUACUUGGUGCCCGGUGAAGGUUUUCGACACCCUUCUUGCCUUUGACAAUAUGGGCCCCACACAACCACUCCUGUCCUUGCACGGCAAUAAGCUCACUACGAGCCAAUUCAUGAUGUAUAUUAGGAAAUUGUUAGCCCGGUUAGGACUGAACCCAGCCAGCUACUCUGGUCACUCUUUUAGAAUAGGAGCCGCCACCACCGCUUCUAAAAAGAAUAUCCCUGCUCACAUUAUUCAGAUACUAGGACGAUGGAAAUCUACGGCAUACACCAGAUACAUACCUCAGCCCAUACAAGAAGUACAAAUAUAUACAAAGUAACAGGGCGCCACAGUCACUAUAUCGGUAUAUAUGAGGGCAAGAAAAAUAUAUAUAAUGACUAAUAUCCAAAAAAUAGUAAUUUAUUGACACAAGAUAAAAAAUAACAGCACCUGUCCUGAGCUCCUGAGGAAGUCUGGCGACGAAAGUCUGGCGACGAAACGCGUUGAGCAUUGAACACUGAGCACUAUCUGGGACCCUGCAUUGUGGUAUCAGCGGUUUUAUUUUGUGUGUAUGCUGUUUGUUUACAUUUAUACUUUGGGCCAUUUGAAUAUAUAUGUGUCAUUUACUUGGUGCAAUUUUAACACCAGCAUUUUGCCUUUGAGCAUUUGCACUUUCAUUUUGCACUUUAGCAUUUUGCACUUUAUUGCCCAGUUCAGCAUUAUGUAUCAUUGAGCUGCUAUACCUAUGGGUUCCUGCUUAUUUAUUGUUUUGGCACUUAUUAUUGUGCUGUUAUUUUUUAUCUUGUGUCAAUAAAUCACUAUUUUUUGGAUAUUAGUCAUUAUAUAUAUUUUUCUUGCCCUCAUAUAUACCGAUAUAGUGACUGUGGCGCCCUGUUACUUUGUAUAUAUUUCUAUUUUGAUUAUUGGAUUUGGAGUGUCCAAUCUACAGAGGCUGGCCUGCACUUGGUUUAUAUCCAUUGUUACUGUUCAUUCACCCAUCUUUCUAUUUUCUUGUUCAUACAAGAAGUACGCCUGGCUUUCAAAACUAUGAAUUUGUAAUCUGUUAUGUCCGGUUGUAGGACGAAUAAAUGGUUAUCUCUUUUUGCCCUCUUUUAUUUCAGGCCUACUUCCUCGUCAGUUCCGGCACACCACAACUGACAUUUCCUUUCAUGGUUUGUCCUAUUUAUAUAAGUUAUACUACGUUUAUGCCCUGACCACAAAUGGAAGGCGUGGCCUGAAGUUGUGGGAAGGGCUGGGUUACCCUUCUUAAGGGACUCCAGACCCUUCCCUCACUACCUGUUAGGUGCGACGGAUUCUCCCACCCACCACACUGCUUUCAUAAGCAUUUUUAUAAGGUAGGCCCUCUUUUAUUUCAGGCCUACUUCCUCGUCAGUUCCGGCACACCACAACUGACAUUUCCUUUCAUGGUUUGUCCUAUUUAUAUAAGUUAUACUACGGCUUAUGCCCUGACCACAAAUAUAUAUAUAUCAUAUAAAAUUAGUAUCAUAUAAUGACAAAGAAGUAGAGGGAAAUCUGUCCCUAUAAUAAAAAUCUCGAAGAUACUUUAUUUCUACAAAUAAGAAUGGUGCAUACAUCUAGAUAUAAGUGUCUAUGAAAUUAGAAUUGUAUAAUAUCUUUUUUAUUGGACGAACAGAAUAUACAUUUUUGAAUGACAAACGUUUGGGGGGAACCUCCCUUUCUCAAGUCUAAAGAAAAAUGCAUCAAACUUGAGAAAAGGAGGUUCUCCCUAAAUCUUGGCAUUCCAAAAUUAUCUGCUACAGAAAUACUUUAUAUCAAAGGGAGGAUCUCCCAAAUCUUGUAUUUCCAAAAAUCUGUACUCCAACUUUAUAUAAAACAAACACUGACACUCGACUUUCAAAUCCAAAUACCUUGGUGCCUACAAUGCUGUAUUUAGCAAUUAAUUUGAAAAACUGGAGCACUCACUUUUUAUGCAAACAAAAUCUCCUUUAAUUAAGAAAAAAAUCAAACCAUGAUUGUUACAUUUGUGACCUUGUCUUUUUAUCAAAAAUGUAAAAAUCAUUGUUUAAAGUUUGUUGAAUUAAAGGAAUUUUUGUUUGCGUAAAAAGUCAUAAUAGUGUUCCAGUUCUUCAAAUUGAUAUGUAUAGAGUAUAGGGAUAGGUUUCUCUACCUUGUCUUCCAUCUACAGAAUUUCCUCACUUUUUGCAUUAUCACCAAUUUCUAUGAUUCUCCAUACCUUACCCUGGACAGAGCAAUUUGAAAGGGCCCUCACUUGCCCUACUUCCUCGCUGCUUAUUGUUUAAUAUUGGACCUACAUCCUAAAGAUUUCCGCAUUUACUGAUCUCUAAACUUUUGUAUCCCCUUCCAGUUCUUCUCACCUUGAGAACUUUGGAAAACUUUGGUAUUUCUUUUUGAAAAUAAUUUAACAUGGCCUAUUUAGAGUGUCGAUUUAUUUAGAUUUUACAAAACCAUAGGUUCACCCAGUUAAACAUUUCCAGUAGUUGUCAUUUUCUGUUUUUAUGGAACAAAUUAAUGUAUAAUGUUUUCUUUCCUCUUUGUCUUACCUGUUUAUCUGAGCUAUCAUUUUAUUGCAUGAAUCCUUCAUCUCGUGAUGUUUGUUUGAAAUUUACAGGUAAACCCUUUGAAAGCACCAUGAUACUGAAUGGCUCAGUUGCCAACAUAAUAGUGUCAGUAUUACUUGGAAAACGCAUGGAUUAUGAAGACAAAACAUUCUUAAGACUCUUAAAGUUGAUAAAUGAGAAUGUGCAGCUCUUCGGAUCACCACAGGUUGCGGUAAUAAAACACUUUAUUAAUCUGUUAUUGACUUAAAUCUAAAACAGGUCUUAUUAGACAAGCAACUGGAUUGAAAAUUACAUGAUUUUGCUAUUGCAUGACGAAAAGUCAUGAUUUUAAUAAAGACACGGAGGCGAGUAUUUGCAUAUCCCUUUCUUUACUGUGCACUCCAUAGCAGCAAAGAACAUUAACAGAAUUGAAAGAAAAGGUAGUACAUGUCUCACACACAGGCCACGCCCCUUUAUGUCCAGUAUAUUACCCGGGUCCACCUUCCCCUUUCCCUCUUUCUGAAGGUGCUACACGAAAAAAAACGUAAGAACAUAACAUGUAGGUAACUGUCAACAAAACUUUGGGCUUUCUGUAACCCGCAUAACUGUGAGUCCCAUGGAAGCAAGUUCAUAAAUAGGUGAUGAUGAGCCAUUUCCACUGGAUGAGAAGGGUCAUUUCAUCCGGGCAUGGCAGCGUGUCUCCGGCUGACUCAUGCAGGUCCAGGUCAGGCUGUGAAAACAUAAGCGACAGAAACCCAAAGGUUAAAUCGGCUCUGUGUACCUAUAUCAAGGCCGGAAGAGGCCGAAUAUACAUAAUCUCACCUGAGCAUCAUGCUAGUGCAAUUGCAUCUAUACGACAAAGAACUACAUACCUAAGUGCAAGAAAAUGUCCCACUUACCACUUGUCCGUAGUCGUCCAUCUGCAGACGAUGUGGGUGGGAAAAUUUGUGGAAUAAGAUCCUCACAUACUUACGCAAGUUGGGUGGGACAAUACUCGCCUCUGUGUCUUUAUUAAAAUCAUGACUUUUCGUCAUGCAAUAGCAAAAUCAUGUAAUUUUAUUACAAGACACGGAGGCUCGUAUUUGCAAGUUUAAAGCUGGUCCACUACUGCCGUAAACAGGUGAGUAGUCGGGCGAAAGUAAUAUUCUCGGAAUGUCGACUCUCUAGACCAAUCAGCCAUCCUCAUAAGAUCCUCCAGGCGUGCCCCAGAUGUGAUAACUGCGGAUGCUGAGGCGCUCCUUACUGAAUGAGCCCCGAAAAUGGAGGUAUCGAUACCUGCUGAGCCGAGUAGCCACUUCAACCAACGGGAUAGGGUAGUGCUUACCACUGGUUUAAAAGGUGGACGGAGUGAGAGGAAGAGCUGGGAAGUAGUCGCCACCCGGUUAGUACGAGUGCGAUCCUCGUAUUCUCUUAAACACGCCACCGGGCACAAUGCUGGUGUAGAUGGGAAAGCCGGGUAUGAAACCGAUCUAAUUGAUGUUUUGGUUUGUCUAUUGAUGGUGAACGUUACCCCGUCAGGGGUGUAUGAUCUAGCGUCGAGGUCCAAGGCCCGGACGUCCGAUACUCUCUUGCAAGAUAUAAGGCAAAGGAGACAAAGUAAUUUGGCUGAUAAUUGGCGUAGGGAGAGAUCCGGAUUUGGAGGCCAGGCGAGGAGGAAGGACAAAAUAGUGGAAACAUCCCAAGUGGAGGAGUAGCAGGGCCUGGGUGGUCGGGAAAGUCUGGAGCCCCUUAGGAGUCUGCACACUAGUGGGUGUUGACCGGCUGGGUUUCCGUCCAAGCCUUGGUGUGUCGAGGAAAUAGCCGAUCUGUAUAAAUUGAUAGUUUGGUAUGCCUUCCCUUCCUCGAAGAGGGAUGUGAGGAAAUCCAGAAUGAGUGUCAUAGGGGCUGAAACGGGAUCCACGUUCCUAGCCAUGCACCAGCUAGCCCAAUUUCUCCAGGCUGACCCAUAUGCUCGUUGAGGGCCCGGAGCCCAUGCAUCCGCCAAGAGUCGUCGAGUAGAGUCUGAAACACCUCGGAUUUCCCAGGGUCCCCUGAAAUGCGCCAGGCCAGUAGGCUGAGAGAGGCAUUCACCAGGAGGGGGUGACAAUCCCCAGACGGGUUCCUGAGAAGGUCCUGGAAGGUUGGCAGCAAUCUGGGGAGAUCCACCGCCAUCUCCAAUAGCUGUGGGAACCAUGAUUGCGUCCACCAGAAAGGGGUGACGAGGACUAGUUCGGCCCACUGGCGGCGGGUCUGGAUGAGGGUGCGGGGGAUCAUCGAGAAUGGGGGAAACGCAUAUAGUGGGGUUUCUUGCCAGUUCUGCAGGAAGGCGUCCACGGCUUCUGCCGCUGGGUCUGGUCUCCAGCUGAAGAAAUGCGGGAGCUGGGCGUUGAGUCGAGAUGUGAAAAGAUCUAUAGCAAAAGGACCCCACAGAGAUGAUAUAGUGGAGAACACCUCCACGUCCAAUUUCCAGUCGCUGGCGUCUGAGAGAUAGCGAGAACUCCAGUCCGCCUGAACAUUGUGUAACCCUGGCAAAUAUUCUGCUUGAACCAUCAGGUUCCGUUCCAGACAGAACUCCCAGAAGUCCUUCGCUAAUCCGGCUAAGAGCGCCAAAUGGGUACCGCCCAUGUGAUUGAUGUACCGCACUGCCGAAACAUUGUCAAUGCGGAGGCGUAUACAUCCAUGUGCCUGAUCUUUCACAAAGCUGCAGACUGCGAAGGAGCCCGCCAGGAGUUCCAAGGCAUUGAUGUGUAACCGGGCUUCGGUUUCUGACCAGCGGCCUCCCGUAGACACGUCUGUGCAGUGAGCGCCCCAUCCCUGUAGGCUCGCAUCUGAUUCUAUGGUGAAUUCCGGGAGGGAGCUGAAGAUCACCUUGCCAUUCCAAGCGGACAGGUUGAAAAUCCACCAGCGGAUUUCAUCUUUUGUCUCUCUGUCCAGAGUCACCAGGUCCGCGUAGGACGCGCCGUCCCGUAGGUGCGCAAUCUUGAGUCGUUGUAGGGCUCUGUAAUGUAGAGGGGCGGGGAAUACCGCCUGAAUGGAGGAUGUUAAGAGGCCGAUCAAGCGAGCUAAUUGUCGCAACGUGAGUUGCGGUCGGAGGAGUGCCCUGCGCAGCUCCUUGCGGAGCGCACGAACCUUGCUCGUGGGCAGGCUCAAGAAUUCUUGAAGUGAGUCCACCAUAAAUCCUAGGAAUUCUAUCCGUGUUGUAGGGGUCAGACAGGAUUUCUCCCAGUUGAUGAUGAACCCUAGACGGGAAAGGAGAUCUAUUGCCAGUUUGAUGUGUCGCAAGAGGACCUGGUGAGCUUGAGCCAUGAGUAGGAUGUCGUCUAGAUAGACGAUAAGUCUUAUCCCUCGACUGCGUAGCCAGGCCAUCGCCGGGCGGAGGAGCUUGGUGAAGCACCAAGGGACCGAUGAGAGGCCAAAGGGGAGGCAGGUAAAACGCCAGGUCUUGUUGUGCCAAAGGAAGCGUAAGAGGUCCCGAGAUGUUUCUGCCACCGGGACUGUAAGGUAGGCAUCCUUGAGGUCUAGUUUCGCCAACAAAUCUCCGUGUUGGAGUAGGUCUCUCAGGAGGUGUAUACCCUCCAUCUUGAAAUGACGAUACUUUACCAAGUUGUUGAGGGGACGCAGGUUUAUAACUGGGCGCAUAAGGCCCCCUUUUUUCUCCACGUGAAAUACAUUGCUCAGGACCCCAGCAUUGCCUAUGGGUGCCUGUUCUAUCGCCCUCUUGUCUAGGAGGUCGAGUAGUUCCUCGUUGAUCAACAUGCGAUCGUGCCGAGAGAGGUAAAGUGGUCUGGGGGAGGGGAUGCUUACUGGAUCCCCCACUAGCUCUAUGUGAAACCCCCGUAUUGUGUUGAGCACCCAGGUGUCGGACGUCAGGUCCGACCAUGUUGGGAAAAAAUGUUGGAGUCUGCCCCCUACACAAACAUGAGAAAAACAUAGGUGUGUGCACAGAGUGUGAGAAUUGUAAAGACUCACCGUAAGGUCGUCUUGAGCCGGUGUAUCCACGGAAACCUCAUGAGCGCCAUUGCCGGCCGCGGGACGGGAAGAAUGGAGACCGGCCCCUUGUGUCGUGAUAGGUGGGGCGUUGAGUAAUGGAGCCUCAUCCCGUACUUCGGGACUGGAAAUAAUUCCGGGCGGCCAGACGGCUCCUAGAUCUGCCGGCCCUGGUAGAGACCCAUCCCUGGAAAACCUUUCUCAUAGAGGUUUGUGCUUUAUCAAGGGCAGUGAACGUGCCCACAUAACGCCCCAAGUCUUUGAUAAAUGAGUCUCCAAACAGAAGGCCCUGGGCAUCUUUGCCGGCUUCCGUGAGGGCCAAGUUGGCUAAUUUGGGGUCAAUUUUAAAAAGUAUGGCUUUAUGCCGUUCAAUUGAUAGGGAGGUGUUCACACUCCCGGCAAUGCAUAUUGCUCUUUGGACCCAGCCACGAAGGUCAUCGGGGUCAACCAUGCGGUGUUCCGCUUUGGCGUCUUCCGCCAGGUCAAACAGUUUGGCCAAGGGGCCAAAUAUGUCUAAGUGCUUGCUUGGCAGGCACGCAGGGCUGAGUCUAAACCCUUGCAUGGGUUCCAGCUCAGUUUGGUUAGGUACUGGGUCAUUUUUGGGUCCACUUCUGGGGUGUCACACACUUUAUUGGGGACUAUUGGUCUGGGGCAUUCUGCCCUAAGCUUGUUUCUUGCUGCCUUACUGAGUGGGCGCCGUACCCAGGCUUCUAGGUAGCCUGCAACGUGGUCCGCUGGGAGCCAUUCCGCGGACCUUGGGUGGUGAAGCUCGUCCGGGUCAAAUAAUGGCUCUCUCAGCGGAUCCACUAGGACGGACCCCGCGGCCGUGGGGGAUGCCAUCCCUAAUUCACCUCCAUGCGUCUCCGCUUGUGUGGAGGAAAAGGGGUCUGUGCCCCACUCAGGUCUCUCUGUAUCUGAGUCGGUCUCUGACUCGAUCUUGGCCUCCUCCUCUGACCCCAUUUCAGAGUCGGAGUCGCUCUCAAUUUGUGCUCUCGCACGUUUCCAAAGCCGCGCCCGUUCUGCCUGGCGCGGAAAGGCUUGUUUGCGUGAUUGGGUCACGAUUUCAGGGGCGACCAAUGGUGCACCAGUCUUGGUGUUUCUGGAGGCAGGGAGAGAAAUAUGUUUGGCUUUGUGCGUAGCCUUUCUAUGUGCCUGGUUACAAGGCUGUCCCAUAGGGCGCAUGAGGGUUGCGCCUAAAUCACUUGGAUCUGCAUCCAUAGGCCGUGCCAAAAGGGCUUGGGCAAUGGACUGAGAGAGGGCUGAUGACAUAGAUCCCAUUGCUGCCAUAAUGGCAUCGGACAUAAAGCGCUGAAGCGGCGUGAAUUGGGGUCCCUCUGAAAUAUGGGGGUUAUGACCUGAAGAGAGCGGGUUUGACAUGGUGGCUAAGGUCUCCCCUAAUGGGGUGGUGUUGUCCCCAUCCGUAUGGGCGGGGGAGACAGGCAUAUUGGGUUUAGGCAUAGUAAAAUCAAUGCUAGGGAUAAAGUCAGUGAGAGUAAUUCACCCAAGCUGACUGUUAAAGUAAUAGUAGAAUUGCAAUAUUCAAAACCAGAUAGGAGAAAAGUAUUUAAAAAUGCUGACAGACAGAAGACAGAGACUCUCACCAGGGCCCAGACCGUUGGUAGAAGGAGGGCAGGUCCCAAAAAGGGGGGAGGAGAAACAGGAGGGUCACUGAGUUGACCAGAAAAGAGCGGGAAAAGAAAAAAACGAAUUAAUGCAGUGAAUAGAUAGAAGGGUUUAAGUAAAGUGAAUAAAAAAGGUGAACAGUUGUUCGUCUAAAAAAUUCGAAUGAAAAAUUUGAAUGACAAAUUCAUCUAAAAUGAGGGAAAACAGCCGAACGGUCUAUGUGAUAAUGAGUGAAUGCGGAGACAGAAGUACCCAAGGAGAAAAUGGCGGUAAAGCGUUGAACAGAGACCAGAAAACAUGUAUAAGGUUUAGUGAGAGAAGGAGGUCAGGAAUUUCUCACAAGGAAUAAAGGUGGGGUACCCUUAGUGAGUAUAAGGGCACCCCACACGGUCUGGGAACCUGGGAGUACAACGAAGAAUUAAUAUUCAGUCAUAUAAAAUACAUCAAGCAGGAAAAUACAUCAAGCAGGAUGUAAGGAAAAGAUUAAUAAAAUUAUAAACGUAUAGUAAUGAGAAAAUGUGUAAUUGCGGAGAACAGACUGCAACAGUGUAGUAUAGAUAACAAAGUUACUAAUAUAAAUACAAAUUGGCAUAAUGUAGAUAAAACCAUUUUCAAAUGUGUUCUUUGUAAGACUUCGUUAUGGCUCAAGUAUAUCACUGAUGUAUUGUUUGCUAUUUGUUAUUAUUGCUAAUAUUAUUACUAUCAUUAUGUAUCUAUUGGAUUAAAGUCAGGGCUGUUACCUACAUGGGCUAUAAUAAGUGACACAUUUGCAGAUCACUCAGAUGUGUCCCUACAUUAGACUUAAGAAAUCUAUAACUGAGAAACGUAGCUUGAGCUUGGACACGGCUAUAAUAAACAAGAGUAUGUGUGCUUAAGGUGUCCAGCAUGUCUAAAGCAUAACCAGAAGUAUUAAAAAGCACUGAAGCCUCACUAUUGGUUAUGUUAAAAGCCACCAAAGGACUAAAAGGUAGGAGAGGUAAAACUUUAUCAAGCAUACUGGCCCCACGAAAUAGACUCCCAACUCACACCAGGUCACCAAAAUCCAGUCAAUUACACGCCAUCAGACACAGGGCACCACACAAGCCUGCAUCUUUGCCCUCUGUCUGUCCUGCAUCCAUAAAUAUUGUUUUAUUUUGGCACUAAUCAUGGAAAAUAGUCCUAUGCGUCUUCAGUAACAAUUUCUGCAUUACCACAUCUAUCUCACUUAUAUGUUGUUUGAUUUUUGUUAUUUGUCUUUUAUUUUUUAAUAGCUUUACAACAUAUUUCCAUUUAUUCGAUUUCUUCCUGGAGAUUACAAAAAGCUUACAACAAAUUUGAAAGAACUUUUUGCAUUUAUUAAAAGUACAUUUGUGGAACAUAUGAAGAAUUUAGACAUACUUGAUCCACGGAGUAUAGUUGAUGCGUUUCUAGUACGUCAAAAAAUGGUAAGUGUUAUAUGAACCUUUGGAGAGCUAACCAUCUGAGCACAUGGACCCACAUUUCUAUGAACUAACAUUUUUUUAUAUUGAUUGAUAUUAUCUACUGCUCAAAAUGCAAUAUCUAAAAAUAGCAUCUAAAGUGAAAAGAGAAUAUUAACUGUAUACAUUAGUGGCGUACUUGUUGGGGGCAGUCCACCCUCGGUGAUAGGCAGAAGAGGGUUGCACAGAGCAUCCUCUCCCAUCUGAGAAAGCCUACUGGAACAUUGCUGGCCAAGUAGCUGUCGUGUCUGCUCUGCUGCUGUCGUACAUGGAUGUGGAGGGCAUGACAAUGGGGCUUCUGGAAUAUUUCUGUGCUGAUUUUCCAUGUCCUUCUCGUGGUCUGUAAGUGAUGGAGCCAGCAUUUGAUGUUACCCCAGCUAUGGCAUCAGUAGAAAGCUUCUGGGAGCUGGGCAGUGAGUAGAGAGGCUGAUCCCAGCAACACACCACUGUACAUAAUGGACGAGGUUCCACUUUAGUUCUCCAUUUUUCACCUCACUGGUCAACCCACCACCCCAAAUAAAAAUAAAAUGAAAAUUAAGUGUGUGUGAGACUCUGUGUUUGUGUGGUAGUCUGUAUGUCUGUGUGAAUCUGUGUGUGUGUCUGUGUGAGUCAGUGAGUAUGCAUUUCAAUCUAUGUAUGUGUAUGAGUGUUUGAGUCUAAAUGUGUAUGAAUCUAUGUAUGUAUAUCAAUGUCUGGGUCUAUGUCUGUGCACAUGUCCAUGUGUGUAUAUGAAUGCACGUGUAUGUAUAAAUGUGUUUGUUUCUGUGUCCAUAUGUUUGUGUGUAAAACUUUGUCUAAUUAUAUCAAAGUGUGUGUCUUUUGUGUCCGUGGGUGUGUAUAUGAAUGUAUGUGUGUGUGUGAACAAAUGUAUUUUUGUAUGUGAAUGUAUAUGUGAAUAUGAAUGUGUAUGUGAAUGAAAGUAUGUGCAUGUAAAGAAAGUUGGGGUACAUAGUAAGAUACACACAAAACUAAAUAUACACUUGUGGGUGCAAAACACAUGUAUGGUCACCGUGCUGUGUAAACUAGGUCUUGGUCUCUAAAUCCAUAAUUACUACAGUUUUAUUUUACUUUCUAAAUAUUGCAGCAUUUAAAGGAAUACUGCAGAACAGAGUGCAAAUUUAUAAAGCCGGGAGGGAGCUCUCCUUGGUUCCUUUGAGCAAUAGCUCAAAGUAGAAGCUAUGCUUCUUGGAGAAGUAGUGAAUUCAAUGCUCACUCACGCACUCAAAAUCUUAUCACAUGCAGAUAUGUAGUUACUAAAUUUCAGUAUAAUACCAUUGCCAUCAAUGCAAGUGUUAGCUCUUUCUACUGAAAAUGUAAAACUGUAUUAUUUGCAGCAAGUAUCUUGUUGGAAAUGAAACCAGAAGAAGCAGCUCAUCCCUGUAGGUUUCUUUUGCAGAUUGGAUAAAUUUUCCCAUAAUUCCUACUAAAUUGAGUAUAUUAUAUUACAUUAAGCUUUAAUAUACAAACAUACGAUGUGCAAUGAUAAGAUUAGUGUUGUUUGUAUGACAAUUUUAAUUUAUUGUAUUUAAUUAAUACAGACUUAUGUGAUAUGAGAAACUUAUCAUUUGCCUUGAAUAUAUCCAAAAUCCCCAUGAAAUCCUUGUUUUCAUCAAGUAGUUAAAAAUUGAUGGGCUAGCUCUCCCAUUUGUUUUUGCUAGCCGCUCAAUGUUUGAAAGUAUAACAAAAAAUCAACAAAGAAGAGGAAAAAAAACAUAAAAAGAUAAUUUUACAAUGUGUUUUUUGAAAACCAUCAAUAGUUUUCCAAUUUCUGUGUUUUGAAAUCUUAGGAAAAAGAGAACGGUGAAUCAUAUUUUCACAAUGAUAACCUAUCCAGCCUUGUAAGGAAUUUAUUUUCUGCAGGAAUGGAGACAACUUCUACCACACUCCGCUGGGGUUUGCUUUUAAUGAUUAAGUACCCACAUGUUCAAGGUAUUCAUCAUCAUUAUUUUACUUUUUAUUAUUUCUGUAAUCAUUAUCUUCUUGGACAGCAUAUUAAUUGAGUAAUUCUGCUUAAUGGAGGAUUGUAAUAUAAAUGGUGUCCAUAUAUGGAUGACAGUCAUGUGUUGAGUGUGUCAACUGAUGUACUCAUCCAAUGAAUAGAGAAUUCAUAUUGCUAAUGUGGAAUUGUAACUUCCAUAACAGCAAACUGCUGAGUGAGAGUCUAGACUGGGUUACAGCGCAGCCCUUGCCUUCGCCAAACAGUCAUACUUUUUCUCUCUCAUUAGUUUGUGCUCCUGGAAUCCCAGGCAUCUCUUUGACACCUUUAACUCUCUUCGCCCCUCAAACUAACCUUACAGCCGAGAGCUUUGCAUGCUACUUUACCGACAAGAUUGAACAGCUAAGGAAAUAAUGCAUCCCUCCCUGCCUUACUCUUUCUCAACCACAUGUAGAUCAUGCCUUUCCUAACCUUCAGACUUUCUCCCUGGCUACUGAACAAGAGGUGGCUGCGCUUCUCCUUUCCUCUCGCCCCACACUUGCCCACUUGAUCCUGUCCCAUCUCACCUUAUCAGAUCUCUCUCCCCUUGUCUUAUGCCUUUCUUAACACACAUCUUCAACUGCUCUCUUUCUUCUGUCAUUGUCCCUGCUGACCUUAAACAUGCUACUGUAGUACCUAUCCUGUAAAAAACAUCCCUCGACCCAUCAACCCCCUCUAACUAUUGUCUCAUAUACCUGCUCCCUUUUUCCUCAAAGCUUCUGGAAAGACUUGUCUUUACCCAUAUGUCUCACCUGAAUUCCAACUCUCUCCUUGACCCUCUUCAAUCUGGCUUCUGCCUCCUCCACUCUACUGAGACUGUUCUUAUCAAAGUUACUAAUGACCUAAUCACAGCUAAAUCCCAAGGCCACUAUUCCAUACUAAUACUUCUUGACCUCUCUGCUGCCUUUGACACCAUUGAUCAUGCUCUCCUUCUUCAAACUCUUCAAUCACUCAGUCUCUGUGACACUGUCCUCUCUUGGUUUUCCUCCUAUAUCUCCCAACGCUCAUUCAGUGUCUCCUUUUCUAAUGAUACCUCCUCCAUUCAUCCUGUCUCUCUUGGAGUCCCCCAAGGCUCUGUCCUUGAUCCCCUUCUAUUUUCUCUUUAUACUGCCUCUCUUGACAAUUUUAUUGCCUCAUUUGGAUUCCAUUACCACCUGUACGCUAAUGACACCCAGCUAUAUCUCUCCUCCCCAGACCUCUUCCCUACCAUCCUGCAACGUGUCACCGCUUGCCUUUCCUCCAUCUCUGACUGGAUGUUCUCCCGCUUUCUAAAACUCUCUAAAGUGGAACUCCUUGUCUUUUCCUCCUCCUAAUACAGAUCCUCUUCUUUUGCUAUUCAAGACAGUGGUAUCCACAUCAGUCCAUCCUUGCAAGCUUGCUGUCUUGUCAUAUUUGAUUCUAGCCUCACCUUUGAGCCUCACAUCCAGCAUAUUACCAAAUCCUGUAGAUUCCAACUUAAAACAUAGCCCUUAUGCAAGAUGAUACAAAAGAGCUUGUUCAUGCUCUAGUAAUUUCUCCAGGGAUUAUUGUAACCCUCUCCUAAUUGGUCUUCCCAAAAACUGUAUUGCCCCACUACAGUCUGUAAUGAAUGCUGCUGCAAGACUAAUUUUCCUCUCUAGUCGAUCCUCUCACACCUCACCCCUUUGUCAGUCCUUACAUUGGCUUCCUGUAUCCUAUAGUCAUUUCAAUUAGUCAAUUCAAAAUGCUAAGUCAUACCUAUAAAGCAUUGAUCAAUUCUAGCCCCUCUUAUAUCUCUUCACAGAUCCAUAGGUAUGCCCCCUCUCGGUCUCUCUGAUCUGCCCGUGACCUUCUCCUGUCCAUUACUCGCAUCCGUACGGCCAACUCACACUUGCAGGACUUCUUGCGGGCAGCUCCCUUUUUAUGGAACAGCCUGCCUACCGCCAUCAGACUCUCCCCUAGUCUUCAAUCAUUUAAGAAGUGCCUUAAAACCUAUCUAUUUAGGAAACCUUAUGGCCUUCCAGAGUAAUCUCUACCUUACAUACCUGUCUCUUGCUCUCUCCUGAAGGGCAGCACUCUACUCUCUCCUCCAGCUCUACUUCACUCCCACCUAUUUUGAUUGCUAUUCUCUGUCCUAUUGUGUUUUACACCCCACCUCCUAUAGACUACAAGCUCGUUUGAGCAGGGUCCUCUUCAACCUAUCGUUCCUGUAAGUUUUUUUGUAAUUGUCCUAUUUAUAGCUAACUCUCCCCUCUUAUAAUAUUGCAAAGCGCUACGGAAUCUGUUGGUGCUAUAUAAAUGGCAAUAAUAAUAAUAAUUGACCAAGGUUCUUCAAGCUAUGGUGCUCCAUAUGUUGCUGAACUAUAACUUUCAUGAUCCCUUGAAUGAAAUAGACAACUAGAGAAUCAUAGGAGUUGAAGUUCACCAACAUCUAGAGGGACAGAUUUUGGAGAACCCUGGUCUAAAUGAUAGGCACCCGGGGGAACCUAGAUUUUGUGUCAAGCCACAUAGCCCCUUCACUGCAAGUGACAAUGUCAAUACAAUACCAUCCACUGCAUUUCAACAUUUCUAAAGAUCAAAUGAUCCCACCUUGUUAUACAAAUUAAGGAUGCCCCCAAGUGAUAUGUGACAUCACAUGCAAUGAGAAAAUCUAUUUAUUGUGAAGGUGUUGUGGGAGGCAAUAUCCUGCAACCAAUUUUAAGGCCAAAUACUCAAAUUCAACUCAUAUAGAGAGCUUAUAAAUUGAUAGUCUUGUUUUCCAGAAAUUGUCAUUAUUACAUAAGCCAGUAAGAAGUCCUACUGAGAUACCAAAACAUAUACAGCGACGUAUUAAGGAGGGCAUUAAACAUAAAAAAUAUUUUACUUUGAUUCUAUAAAUUAAUUAUGAUGUGAUGGAGAAUGAUAAUGUAUUUAUUGUUGCUAUGUCUAGAGAAGGUCCAGGAAGAGAUUUCUCGAAUAAUUGGAUUAGCCAAUCCCAGUUACAAUCAUCGUGCAGAUAUGCCAUACACCAAUGCAGUGGUACAUGAAAUACAGAGGUUUGCUGAUGUGGUUCCAUUGAACGUUCCUCAUGAAACCACAAAAGAUGUCAUAUUUAAAGGAUAUUUUAUUCCUAAAGUAAGUUUAUUUAACAUAUACUGUAUUCAGAUUUUACUAAAUUGGCUAUAUUUGCAUUUGAACAAGAAUACUCUUUCUAUGUCUCGCGAUAAUUUGUACUGUAUUUUUGGGGAAAAGUUGAUAUUAGGCAUUAGAGAGCUGUGGAAAUAUUAAGAAAGUUAUACUUCAAGGGAAAUUCCAGACCACUAAAGGACAUCAGUUUGCUGAAAUGCUUUAUGUGUGAAGAAUGAACCUGAAUGUGUGCAUUGAGUAGAACAGUUGAGUUUUUUGGUUGCUAUUCUGACGCUUUUAAAAACUUUUGGAGAUGUAAAGUAAUUUUGGAGGUGGUCUACAUUUCAAAAGUUAUUAACUUUGGCAAAAUAACUCUGCUUUUUUACUGCAAUUUAUACCAAAUUUACCAUCUAUAAAUUUGUCACUACAUUAUUAGAGUUUAGUGAAAGCUUCCGUAAAUCGGCCCAGGCAGCAAGUAAAGUGUGUGACAUUUGCUCUGUUUUAUUACUUGAAUAUGACAACAUUUUAACCUACCGCACAGAUCCCAUCUUUUCACAUGUUAAUAUUUGGAAUAUCCUGAGUUAGAAAGGAUGUGCUGACAUCCCUGUUUCCACUUUAAACAAUGAAAAGGAAAGCAGAGCAUAAAGCCAUAUUAAAGUUUGUGAUGAAGGGUACUUGAUGACAGGUUGCCUACUUUAAUAAUUUGUGGGCUCUUAAGCUAUCUAUAAUAGGAUACAUUUCCCUAUAUAUUUCACAUUAUAUAUAUUGCUUAUUAUUUAUGAUCACCUUUAAAAAGCCCUUGUUUCCCAUUUUUUUAUCGCAGGGAACAUAUGUUAUUCCAUUGCUUACAUCUGUUCUGAGAGACAAGACACAAUUUGAUUAUCCAGAGGAAUUUAAUCCAAAUAACUUUCUUGAUUCAGAGGGGAAUUUCUUAAAAAAAGAUGCCUUCAUUCCAUUUUCAGCAGGUAUGUGUUUUAAUUUAAAAAAAAUAAAACCAAUUAUUUGUUCUUGUUUAAUAAUAACUUGCUGCCGAGUGAUUUCUUCACUUGUUUUCUUUCUGCUUCUUAAGGCUAUGUUGUAGCAAGAUCCCUUUGUUGUAAGUCAUAAGUUAAAAACACUACCCAAAUCAAAAUUUGAUCAUAAUGACAUAAUUGGCUACAGAGGUUUAUUUACAUCCUUAGUUAACAGGCGAUGCUGGGUUAAAGAACUGAGAAUCCUCCAUUAUAUCUUUCUACUUUAUCUUUUUUUUCUCCUAUGCUAAUACCUGCAACACUAAAGGUGAGAUGUACAGUCCUCAACAAAAUAGAAAUCACCACCUAUAACACUCACCAAAGGCACUAUGGUAUUGCAUGUUUGGUUUGCAUAUGGUUGUUAAUGUUAAUUUAUAUUCAUACUAAAAAAAAAUCCUUGUCGUCAGAGUGCAUAUUGUACAUACAGAAAACCGAUGAUCCAUCACAAUAGCAACGGUCAUGUAUGACGAUUCAAAUUGUAAACCUUGCUUGUAGGAUACAUAAUGUGUUCAACUUGCCAAUAUCCUGUACUGUGUGACUUGAUAUAUGUCUGAUGGGAAACCAAAAAUAAAGAAUAAAAAAAGAUUGCGUGACAAGGUUGGCAGCUACCCCGUACCUACCCAGCAGAUGAUAUUGACCCUUCCCCAUAAUUUAAAGACAUUAAUUUUAGUUUGUUUAUAACAAAAACUGCAAACAAAUUGAAAAGAAAGAAAAUGUAUGUUGCUGUGUUCUCUCCUGUCUGCAAUGACACUCGGACCACAACUAACCAUGGAUAUAACAGAAACCUAAUAAAUGCUAGGUAGGCUGAAUCUUAUGGUCUGGACACUGCAGAUACCUACAGGUAAAUAGCAUAUGGAAACUGCUAUGUUUGCAUCUGAAGGGUUAAAACCUGAGGGACCUAGCACCCAGACCACUUCAUUGAGUGACUAUAGUGUCCCUUUAACACCUUGAUCACUACAUUUUACUGUUAUUAAGGUUUUGAUCAGUACUACACCAUAGCUUAGUGAUCUAAAACAAAUAAAUAACAAUCAAUAUAUACACAUUGCAGCUAGAGAUUAUGGUUUCAAAUAUCAUACUGCACAGAUGGUGAUGUAAUUUAUGAAAUUAUUCCUCGCAAUGAGCGGGGAAUAAUGAAUGGAUCACCUCCAUGUAGUCUGGUGGCCAUACUCAUAUAAGGCCCGUUCAGGUCCUGGUCUUGGACAUGACAGUUUUAAAAUACAAAGUUUAGCAACCUCUCCUAGUUAACAAUAUAAUCCAAAAGACCCCAUAUUCUUUUUAUUCAUGCACUUAUAUAUGCUAGUGUUAAAGAGAUGAUGGACUUCCAUAUUUAUAGUGUUAAAGGACCACUGCAGACCGAACUUUAGCUUGUUGAAAUGCUUUAUAUGUGAUGAGUGUGUCCUCUUUGUUAUUUUAAAAAAGCUGCAAAUUUUAAUAGAAUUUGUAAAUCUAAUAAAUUAACCUUGUUACACCUCCCUGGCUGUUAUUCUGUGCCUGUUACUACCUGGAUUGUUCAGUAGAGCUAAGCUCUAGAGACAGGCAAUUGCCCAGUGCAAUUUCACCACAUUUUGAGCUCAUGAAGGGCCUGCCCGAAUUUUCAAAUUCCAAAACAAAGUCAUAAACCUAAAUUCCAUAUAAACUGAAUAGCCCAUCAUUUUGGGUGAUUCAAAUUUUUGGUUUGCUGUGGCUAAUGCUAGUAGGGACUGUCACUUAACACCAACAUUAAAUCAAUAAUUUACAGUUUGAGAGUUGUCUGAUAAAGGAACACUACAAGCACAAUUAUGUCUUCACUUUAUGUUUAACCAGCAAUAUUUGGUUUCAGUGUUUUUACCAACUUCAAGGACAACUAAUUUUAGCAGUUAUGGUUGUUCCAUCAUCAAUUAGUUAAUUAGCAGUGCAUUUUAACACUAUUUACUAAACAUUUCUAUCAGAUCACCUUAGAAGGCAUUUUGUGAUGCAUAUUUGAUUUGUUUAAAGCAAUUUUAGAAUUUAAGUUGUUGUUUUUUAAACAAUAUAGUAUAUGUAUAUAUAACCAAGUAUAUGCUCUGUAUGUACUGCAGGUCGCAGAGUAUGUGCUGGUGAAAACCUUGCAAGGAUGGAACUAUUUAUCUUUUUUGCAAGCUUACUACAGAAGUUCACAUUCCGCCUUCCUCCUGGUAUUACGGCCGUCAACCUUGAUACUCUAGUUGGAUUUACAAAUACACCAACACCCCAAAAGAUCUGUGCUAUAUCACGUUACUAAAAAAAACCAAGAUCUUGUGUGAACCUCUUUUAAUUCCAUUAGAUGAAUAACAGUAAGCUUGUAGAAAUUAUUCUCUAAUAUUAAUGUAAGACUUAGGUCCUGAGACCUCUUGAUGGCUAAGAUGCAUGUGUACUAAUGUACACAUGAGUUUAUUCAAAAACUUAGCAAUUGUUGAAAAUUGACAAAGACAUUUUAGGGGCAAAUAUACAGGAUGGAUAAAUAGCUAAGGCCUCAGUUUAAUAUUUUUGGAUAAGCUUUUAAAAUUAUUUAAUAUUUUUUUAUUAACUUUUAACACAGUUAUUUUCAAAAUAGUAACGUAACAAAAAUAUAUAAUGUAUAAAAAAAUAAUAUUAAUGAAUCAAAAAU